AUGGAUAUGCUAUCAUCGUUGAUUGGAUUUUUACUUGCAAUUUGUCUAACACUGGGAGUCCGUGGAGACAAGGGUAAGUUUACCGUCAGUUGUUGGUCAGUUCCCAAGAACGCAUGGGCUGUCAAGAAACGUGUCCGAAUGUAUCCGACACUACCCUUCAUUGGUGAUCUAAUUUUUGAAUUUGCUUUAAACUAUGAAAAAAACUGAAACCUCACAGUUUUUUAAUUAGGCCUGCGUCUUGGAGACUGACAGGGAAAAUAGCUUGUUUUUCUCAGCGUUGGAAAAACUCGUUUGGUUUUAAAGCGCAAGCUCCAUCUGUUUCAAAUCAGGAAUUUCAACACAUAGGCAGUGAAUGGCAUCAGAUAGACAUUGACUGAUAACCAGUAGGCUACUAUGUGUAGUGUAGGCGUACUGAUAUUUCACACAAAAUGUUCUCUCAACCUAGGCUUGAAAGACAACAAACACAAUUUCUCUCGGUGCACGCCGAAGGAACCGUGGGGUGUGAUAUGAGCUCCGGUUCUCCGUGUUAACGUGGGAACCGUUUCGUUUAGCAGCGGGGAUGAAGCCGUUCCCAUUCGUUAUCCUAGGUUGUCCAGAACAAUAUUGCUAUUCUACCUUUUUCGUACGCCAAGAGUAAUUUGACAAUAUUUCACCCAUGAAAAAUGACUGGGUGGUAUGCUAUUUGAUACACAAAAGCCAUUAUAUUAUGCCAAAAAAUAGGAGGUCAUUACAAUGUAAUAGAAGUUGCCAUAGCAUGGGGGGACAUGGUAAAAAGUUCCACUGCCGUUCAUGUUUGGCAGGUUUUGUAAUCUUAUGUUCACAAAAAAAGAAAAGAAAGAUGAACCCUAAAUACAUUAGCCUAUAAUAUCCUAAUGCCUCUUCUUUGUAGGGUGAUAAUAUAAUUAAAAAAUGGAGAGAAAAAAACUGUCCUACUUUCUUUUUGUUGUUGUGUUUCUUGGUUGAGUUAAUGAAUAAAUGCUAAACUCUAAACGCGUCUGUAGACAUAACAUAAUCCAUAGCCUAUCCAAAAUAAUGCGCCUCGAAGUGGUAUUUUGCUAUUAGUGGAUAAUGGCAAGAAUAUUAGUUAGACUAACCACCACCAUCAUAAUCAUCAUCAUCAUCAUUAACAUCAAUAAGUACACCAACAACAACAACUCGCUCAUUAUCUCCAGAGCCUAGUCUCGCAAUAAUUAUGGUGAUAGUUGUUGCCUCAAUUGCGCUUGUGCCUUGGCGGUUCUCCGCUCGCGCUGCAACAUUAAGACCAGAUGACACAUUUUGACAAAAAAACCUUCCAUUCCAUUCAGGGAAUCGUGCUGAUUUUACGCUAGCUGGCUUGCUUCUCAAGUCGCAGUAGUUUUAGCCAUAAUCAAUGAGUAUGAGUUGUUUUUUCUCCUGAGCUUUAGAACACGGUCUGGUCUCUCACUCCUUUUCUGCUCUGUCUCUGUGCCCUACUCAGUGUCUCCUCCCUGGCUGGUUUACAGGGCUAGUCCUAUGGUUCUUCUUCAGAAUGUGCUCCAAAGUGUUCGUGUGGUGUGUGUGAGUGUGAUUCAUGUUUGCAUGCAUUCAAGUGAGUGUGUGUGUGUGUGAAUGGGUUUGGACCUGCCAUUUAGAGGGGUUCAGUAUGGCCUGUUUGCAGUGCUGGCUGCCUGUGUGCCCGUUGAUCAGAGACAGAUGUGAGCCCUUGGCAGCUCUCCUCUAGCUUGCUCACAUACCUCAGCCUGCCAAAGCACUCGCUGUUCCUCUCCUCUCCUCUCCUCUCCUCUCCUCUCCUCUCCUCUCCUCUCCUCUCCUCUCCUCUCCUCUCCUCUCCUCUCCUCCUCAAAACAGCACAGCUUGUCACUUACACACAGCAGCAGGAGAAAGAGAAAGGGAGAGAAGGGGGAGAGAGAGAAAGGAGAUGUGGGAAAGACAGGAGGUUGUGAGAGAGAGAGAGCGACAGAAAUGUAGUGCAGAACAAGAGCAUGUUUUUCAGGAGAGAGAGAGAGAGACGAGAAGGAAGGGUACAGCAUUUGAUAGGAGGGGGUUGAGCACCAAACAGCAGAUAACAGCAGGGUCACAGAGUUUUAAGAGCAGAGGAACUGAUGAUAUUGGGGGUACAAAAAUGAACACUACACCGGGGGUCAGAGAGCAGAAGGGGGACCAUGUAUCUAAGUGGAGAGACCCUAUUUUUAAGUCUGUGUCUUUGUCCCAAAUAGCAACCUAUUUCCAUAUUUAGUACACUACUUUUUACCAGAGCCCAUAGAGCUAAAGGAGGGGAAUAAGCUCCGGUCAGAAGUAAUGCACUACAAUAGGGAAUAGGGUGACAUUUGGGACGCAGGCUAAUGUAACCACAACAGUGUGACUCAUGAAUGUUUUAGUAUAAUUAAGUCAUUCAUAAUAAUUAACUAGUAAUUAACUCAUGGACGUGAACAUACAGGACCAGUGUGUGUCUUCACUGUCUCUGUACGUUUACCUUUCUAUAUGUUUUAAUGUAGAUUAAUGAAAAGCUUUCUUUUCCUCCUCUCUCUCUCUCUCUGCUUGCUUCUUUUUCUUUCUCUCGCUUGUUUGCUUUUUUCUCUUGUCUCCCCACCUCACUCUCCCCCACUCCAUGCCCCCUUUCGCUCCCCCCCCCCCUCCCCCAGCAUCUUUUUUAAUCUGCCCCAGACUCCUAUAACACAUCAGCAGCGGAGAAACAAGGUCAGGACUGUAGUUAUUAGCAUUCAAGACCUGAAAAACAAAGGGGCUGUGGUUCAAUACCUUGGCCAGGAGAAGGGCUGGGGUGCUGGGGGAGGAGGAGGGGGACACGCCAACCCCCUGGAACAGGGCGACUUGGGUGAAAUUAAAAACAAGACCACCAUAAAUAAUACACCUAUCGGCUAGCUGGUGGCCCCUCGGUCUGCUGCUUAGUGUGUGCACACACACUGCACACGCACACACACUCACACACACAGGUUGUUUAUCUGGACAGCAGUAUUUUAGUAAAGCAAACCCCAGCGAAACGCAACCAUCUGCUUCUGGUCAAUUGAUCCAUUGAUUAAUUGAUUGCUGUACCCACCCCAAUGCAUUUAGUUGAUUAGCCAAAACCACUUAGCCUCUUGGAAGAGACGUGCGUGGGUGCUCUAAGAGGAGAGGAAGCUUUAGUCUAGCUUGCUAUUGGUGAAUUAGGGAACCAUAUCUGUGUGUUGUUCCUAUUGGAACUGCAGUCUAAACGUGUACACUUGAAUGGUUAUGUUAUAACUUCGAUUUCUGCUGCAUAUUCAUUUAGGAUUGUUACAUUUUCUCUUAGUCCAUAAUAUAAUAAGAAUAUAAAUGAUAAUAUGUCAUUGAGCAGAUGUUUUUAUCCAGAGCGACUUACAGUGUGUGCAUACAAUUUCGUAUGGGUGGCCCCAACAGGACUCAAACCCAUGAUACUGACGUUGUAAGUGCCAUGCUCUGCCAACUGAGCCAUACAGGACACUUUAAUAUUAUCUAAAGGUAGGUAGGGCCUUAUGUUAGGUGCCUAAUGAUUAAAGUAAAGAACUUUGAAAGUCAAAAAUCUCUCUUUCCCUCCCUCCCUCCCUCCCUCUGUCCAGUCUUGUGUGGAGUGGUUAGAUUAAAAACAGUCGAUGGAGACAGCCCCUGUGUAGGGAUGAAUGGAUGAACGAAUAGUGCCUCUCCUCCUCUCUCUCUCCCCCUGAUUCCCUCACUUGAAGCGAUAGCACUUUUUAAUUAAGCUGGGAGAGAAGAGCGAGAGAGAGAGAGAAGGGGGGAGAGAGAGAAGAGAGAGAGAGAGAGAGAGAGAGCGAGAGAGAGAGAGAGAGAGAAAAGAAAGAGAGAGAAUGAUGGAGAGAUUUAUAAUGGCCCUUCCACACACUCGCAGCUUAUGUGUGAUGCCACAGUAUGCUGAUAAUACCGCUAAUAGAAAUUGGUGCAUACCACACACACACACACACACACACACACACACACACACACACACACACACACACAGACAGAUAUGCAGUCAUAUCAGAUACUGUAUAUAUAGACGGAGACAAUAAUUCAUGAGGCUACCUCUCUACUGAACGCUCCCUCCUCAUCCUCCCUCCUUAUCCUCCCUCCUUAUCAUCCCUCCUCAUCCUCCCUCCUUAUCCUCCCUCCUCAUCCUCCCUCCUCAUCCUCCCUCCUUAUCCUCCCUCCUCAUCCUCCCUCCUCAUCCUCCCUCCUUAUCCUCCCUCCUCAUCCUCCCUCCUUAUCACACAAACACACCUGCACCUAUAAGACAUAGUGCCCUGAAACACACACUGUAUACUCAUAAAAACACAAACAUUCACAUACACAUUCUCCACCCUAACAGAGGACCUAAACAAAGACAUACCCAGUCGAUCACAUACACACUGCGCGCGCACGUGCACACGCACACACACACCCCCACACACCUCUCCCCUGCAUGGACUGUAUAUCCUACUGACAGCCCAUCAGCUCCUCCAGGGUCAGUCCCCAUAGGGAUUGUCUUAAUGAGCCUCGUCAGGCUCUCUCUCUCUCUCUCUCUCCUCCUCACACUCUCUUUCUUCCUCCUCAUCCCCCUAAAUCAUCUCCCUCCCUUCCUUCUCUGUCUUAAUCCUUCUCCGUCUCACAACCUUUCUCUGCCGCUCUCUAUUCCUUCUACCCCUCUCUUUCUCAAUCCCUCUUAUUAUCUCCCCCUUUUUUGUCCCUCUCCCUCCAUCUCUCUCCCUCUCCUCCCUCACCCCCCCCCCCCCCCUCAUCCCUCUUUACCUGCCUUUCUCCCUGCUGGCGUCCCUCUCUCCAUCCCCCCCUCCCCCUCCUCCUUAGCUGCACAUGAAUGGUCUGCUCAGCUCAGGGAGCGUAAAAGUGCAGAGGCUGCAGGAUUCUCCCAAACGGCUUAAUCUUCCCCUGGCGGUACCACUGACAGACCGCACACCUUUUGGAGAACACAAUGUGGUCCUCUGUAGCUCAAUUGGUAGAGCAUGGCGCUUAUAACGCCAGGGUAGUGGGUUCGAUCCCCGGGACCACCCAUACCUAAAAAUGUAUGCACGCAUGACUGUAAGUCGCUUUGGAUAAAAGCGUCUGCUAAAUGGCAUAUUAUUAUUUUAUUAUUACAAUAGGAGAAAUGGGUUCUGUCCUAAAUGGCAUCCUAUUCCCUAUAUCCCCCAUACUCAACUGGCGGGCCGGAUCCGGGCCCAGAACGGGUUCAAUACGGACCGCGGGUCCCGGAAAAAAUACAAAAUAAAUAAAUAUAUAUAUUUUUUUACUAGUUCGUACUUUGACCCCUGGUAUCAUAUAAACACACAUAAGACAUGGAAUAAUCCGUGGAGUUGCAGGAAAUUAGCUUUAAAACAGCAAAAAAAAACUCUGCCCCAUGCAAAAUGUGUAGAAUUGUGGGAAAUGAACUUAAAAACUGCAACAUUUACUCUCCGCCAACAAGAGGGGUGUGAACAGUUUGGGGUUGCAUGGGUUGCGAGGUGGGGGUUUGUUACUACGCCGAUAAAUGACAUUAUCCAUCCGGACCUUUCCCACCUAGGAAAUUUGUGUGACCGGACCUUCUCAAAUAGUACUUGAGUACCCCUGCCCUAUAUAGUGCACUACUUUUGACCAGAACCCUAUGGGAUUCCCUAUGGGCCCUGGUCAAAAGUAGUGCACUAAAUAGGGAUAAGAGUGCCAUUUAGGAUGCAGAUGUGGAGACAUUUAUAGUCCUGCCUGUCUGAAUCCUCCAGGAGAGAUAAAGAGACUCUUUUAUUUUCUUUUGGUUAUCUUUUUAUUUAGCUUUGGCUGCGGUAUUGAGUGUUAGGUGUUUUGAGUGAUAGGCUGGACUGGCAUGUGGGGGGAGUGUGUGUGUGCAUGUGUGCGUGUGUGUGUGUGUGUCUGCGUGUGUGCAUGCACACGUGUGUAUACAUAAGUGUGUGUGAGUUUCUAUCCAAGUGAGGAUGGUAGGGUUUCGCUAUUAUAUAAAAUGUCACCAAAUCCUAAGUGCCUUUUUAAAACGCAAUAGCCUUGAAAAUGUCAACACUUGAACAGUCUAUUAUAUUUCAACCCUCCGGUCUUUUUCCCCGCUUCCUUUGAUGAUGUGCUCACAUAACUCAGAAUAGGUGAAGCAGAUGAAACAGAAUAUUGAGUCAUCGCCGUUUUCAUUGAUAUAUCUUUAUUUUAUAAUUUUUUACAUGUUUUAGUCAUUUAGCAGAUGCUCUUAUCCAGAGCGACUUACAGUUAGUGAGUGCAUACAUUUUCAUACUGGCCCCCUGUGGGAAACAAACCCACAACCCUGGCGUUGCAAGCGCCAUGCUCUACCAACUGAGCUACAGGGGACUAUAUCCUCGUAUUUCAAAUCAAAUCAAAUUUUAUUGGUCACAUGCGCCGAAUACAACAGGUGCAGACAAAACAGUGAAAUGCUUAUUUCUUCAUAUAUCCUCAUAUUCACACUCAGUCUUCCUUUUCCGAUGGUCAGGCUGUGUUCCGAUUCUCUACCCUUCUCCCGAAGUGUACACUUGUACACUCCCCCUCAUGGAUUUAAAAGGAAUUAACUGGUGUAGGGAAUAUGGUGCAAACUCCCUCCAGCCAUGCUUGCACCAAACCAAUGCUUUUAAAUGCAUGAGGGAGAGUGAACGAGUGCACACUUCGGGAGAAGGGUAAAGAAUCGGAACGCAGCCUCCGUCAGGCAGGGAAAGAGUUAACCACCCCUAGCAUCGUUGUCAUGGUGAACAUUGUGGAGAGACAUUUUUGUCUUCCUAAUCUCGCCUUCCAUUUAGAAUAAUAAUGACUGGAGAAUCAUACACUGCAGUAAAAUGACUGAUGAGAGGCCUCACUGUAUUGUCGGCUGACGUGUUAGUGUGUGUGCUUUGCGUGUUUGUGUGAGAUAGGGAACGGCGAGCGAGGCGUGGGCAUACGCCAAAAAUAAAGGCUUUGUUACUCCAGCUUCUCAUUACAGAUUCGGGGUGAACCCUUGUACCCCCAGACAGGCGGUCUGCUGUCACUUCCUGUCUGGGCCAGCCAAGCAAUGCUAUUGGCAGGCUAUUGUUCCUGGGAGAGAGCCGAUAGGAUCAGGGAAUGUGUCCUAAUGUUUUCAGAUUGCCUUGCCAGAGCAACAAUUACACUUAUAGAAUGCUCCCAGAGGAGAGAUAAGAGCCAGGGUGUGUGGUUAGUUUGUGUGCAUGGGGGGGGGGGGGGGGGUUGUCUAUUUUGUUGCUAUAGUAGAAUUAAUGUGAACAAUAUGUAUCUCCAACACACAGAUAUUAUUACAAAUCGUGCAUCACUACAUCACAAAUCACAUCACAGAAUAAGAAGACAAAUCACUCAAAUCAAUAAGUUAUCACUUGAAUAACAAAGUCUUUAUUAGUAGAUGUUUUGAGUCUGUGUAUUAACCAUAUCUCUCUCUCUAUCUCUCUCGCUCUCCCUCUCUUUCUCUCUCUUCCCCUCUCUCAGGUGAGGUGUGUGGGGGCACCCUGGAUGCCAGCGACGCAGGGUACAUCACGUCACCGGGCUACCCUCUGGAGUACCCGCCCCACCAGAAUUGCCAGUGGGUCAUCACAGCCCCGGAGCCCUCCCAGCGCAUCGUCCUCAACUUCAACCCUCACUUUGAACUGGAGAGACUGGACUGCAGGUGAGAGAGAGGAGGGGGAGAAGGGGGAGAGGGGGGGAAAGGGAGAGAGGGAGGCUUUUUGGAUAUGCUUAGGCUAGAAAAUGGUAGAGGGAGGAGGAGAAGGAGAGAAGGAGAUUGACCAGGGAUGGAUUUAACUUCAGAUCUGCCUUCAACUGGUUAGACAUAUGUAACAGAGUGUUCAUAGUUAGCCAUAGUUACAGUUUGGGCCAUAACAGUAGGUAAGAGAGGGCCAAGACUGUCAGGGUUAAUACCUGAAGAUUGGUGAGUGGGGAUGAACGAAUAGACUUGAUUGAUAAUAGAGAGGUGGAUGAGGUUAAUCGGGUGGAGGAGAAAAGGAAGGUGGAUGAAAGAAUGGAGAGAAUGGUUGAUAGAAAGUGUGGGAUGAUGUGGUGAAGUUUACAGGAAAACAGACUAGAGAGGGAGAGAGGGAGAGAGGGAGAGAGGGAGAGAGGGAGAGAGAGAGUAGAAGAGAAUAGGAGAGAGAGAGAGAGAGAGAGAGAGAGAGAGAGAGAGAGAGAGAGAGCUAUUACAGGCUAGAUGGGAACCAGCUUGGUCAGUUUCCUCUUGAUGAUGUAUAAUAUUAAUCAUAUGCCUUUUUAUUGUCUCUCUGACCUCAUAGCAGUCAGUCACCAUGCUCUGGCCUGGCCUUAACCCCUGCCUCCUACUGCUCUCUUAAAGCUGCACUAUGCAGAAAUUGCUGUGCCAUUUCCUGGUAGCAAAAAUUCUAAUAGUUCGCCUAAUUUCAGUUUACAUCAAAAAACAAGCAAGUAUGGUGUAGAGAAUCAUUCUACUAUCUAAAUCGCUGUGAAAUAUAUUUUCCAAAAGCAAAAUUUUCAGCUGUUUGAAGCUGGUGUACAAAACUGAAAGUAGAAGACGCAAAAACAAAAUGUAAGAACGGGAAGCAUAGAAAUGGCGCACAUAGAACAGAUCUACCGCUUCUUAGACUUGCUUUCAAUGAGAAUGACAUAUCUAUAACUCACAUUUCUAUGUGCAUUUGGUCGGGUCUCCCAAAAAGUGACAUAUUGCAGCUUUAAAGGGGCAGUCUGGAACAUACUGGAUCUCUUAAAGGGGCAGUCCUGUAACUUUAAUUUAUGGUGUAAAGUAGUAAUAGUGGAGGUGCGUAAAGAUGGCGGCCCCUAUCCACUUAACACAAAUCCCUAGUUUUGCUAAGUUAGCCGUAUUGUACAUUGCUCCCCGUUACUCUUUAAAAAAAAAGUUCAUUAGUACAGUAUACAUGAUCCCAAUUUUUGCUUCAAGACACCGGCAAUUCGAAAAACCAAAAAAGUUGAUUGUGCUGAUUUAUUGGCACAUUGAACCAUGUUGCGCACCGUAGUUUAAAAACUCAGUGGAUAGUGCUAAAACAAUGACGUCAUAUCUGAAUUCUGCCAUCUUUAUGCACGUUCGCUAUUACCUGAUAAAAUUAUAAGGACAUGACAUACUCCAGGAAAAAUAUAAUUGUAGUUUUAAUAAAAAAUCAUAAUAAGAGAAAUAGUAGCCAAUGUUUCGUCUAGAUGUCAUUAGAACUCCAAUUAGACACACCUGUUAUCUGGUCUUGUGUAACGUAAUGCCCUUUUAAAAUCCCCCUAGUCAUAGAUAGCAUGUGUAGUUCUGUGAUAGACGGAUACAAUGAAUGUGCUCGCUGUCGAUAAGCAGUAUUUCAAGUCCUCUGUAGCUCAAUUGGUAGAGCAUGGCGCUUGUAACGCCAGGGUAGUGGGUUCGAUCCCCGGGACCACCCAUACGUAAAAAUGUAUGCACACAUGACUGUAAAUCGCUUUGGAUAAAAGCGUCUGCUAAAUGGCAUAUUAUUAUUAUUACUGUAUUGAGGGCUUAGAGAGGGAGAGAGCAGAUAGAGAGAAGGGGGAUGAGAGAGAGAGAGAAAGAGAAAGUUGAAAAGCCUCCUCAGGAAUGUUCAACUUUUUCUGGGAUGGGUUUUGUAUUAGCCUGAGGGGACUGUGUGUGAACUCAAGCUUUGCCCUUUUCACACUUCCACUCAGCUGUGUGUGGGUGCAUUUUGUAAACGCUGUGUGUGGGUGCAUUUUGUAAACGCUGUGUGUGGGUGCACAUGCCUCUGUUUUUGUGUUUGUGUGUGUGCAUGUGCCCGUGCGUGCACAUGCAUGUGUGGGUGUGUGUUUCUUAGUGCGUGCGUGUGCAUUCUCCGUAUGUGUGUGUAUGUCCUUAUUUAUGCGUGUAUACAUGCACAUGCACACACGUUUGUGAUCGGCAGAGAAACACAUGGCAACCACUCUAUCCAUUCUGCAUCCUUAGAGAAAAAGGCCCAUACUUUACAGCCCCAUUAGAAAAGAGAGCCACAUCAACAAUGUUAUUUAUUCAUAGACCAACCUAUAACUCCCUUUUCUCACUAAUGCUGCUAUAGCCUUUUUAUGUAGGCCGCGUCCAAAUGGCACCCUAUUCCCUAUAUAGUGCACUACGUUUUGACCUGAGCGCACUGUACAGUAUAGCGAAUAAGGUGCCAUUUGGGACACACAUAGAUUUAGUUUGUUGAAGAUGUGUUCCUAGGCUCUCAGUGCCAAAACAGCAACAAAACAAAGUGGAGAAAGCCAAAGUGCAGCCCGACAGGCCGACACGCCCUCCUCUCCUCCCACAGAGUGCUUUAGACUGGGUUCAAAUAGCUUCCAGUUAGUCUUUGUGGUGCAGCUGUGUGUUGUUUCUUCUUUCCUGAGUGAUUAGGCAUAGCAGUAUGUCUGACUGAGGAGACAGGAGGGAGACUUGGAGUUUUUCUCUUCUGGUUUGAGGAGCGGUAAUGCUGGACUGUAUUCAUUAGUGCACACCGUAGCAAACGUAGCAAUUUUUUUCCAACGGAAAACUUUUUGAAACGAAAACAAGAGUUUCUUAUUGGACAAGUUCAGGUUUGUCCCUCCUCGUUUCAGCCCGUUUCGUUCUUAGUGAAUACACCCAUGGAGGGGCAGAAGACUUGGUCAGGGUAUUAUUUAAAUGUAAUCUGAAUAUACUGUAUAUAUAAUGUAAAUAUUACAAAUGGACUGUGUUUAUUGUAAAUAGGUGAGAUAGUUGCGAGAAUUGUAAAAGGCUUUAAUCUAUUACAGUUAUAGUUCAAUUACAAUUACAGUUCUAUGUAAGUUAUGUCUUUUGUAUGUCUCAUCACCUCAUACACACACACACACACACACACACACACACACACACACACACACACACACACACACACACACACGGCACUAGCCAUAGGUCUCUCCUGAGAGUAGAUUACUCUGAGACCCUGAGCAAGUGACCUCAAGGAAAGUGUUCGGUUGGCCCAACCAAGGUCAACCUUACUUUAUAACCCACACCAUACUGAUGGCCACUCCCGGCCAACCAGCGCUUUCCCUGGGUUCAAAGAGUCAAAGGCUCUGGUAGCUUCAACCGCACAGACCAUCAUUGCUGCAGCAAUAAAAUAUCCAGUGUUAUGCAGACUUCACAUAUCUGAGGUGGCACUUUAAUUCAGAAUUUCAUUUCAGGCAGAGUCCGGCAGGGUGCCAAAUGGCUUUUACCUCCAAGCCCAGAGUAGAUUGAUGUGAAAUAAAUGCAAUAAAGUCUGAGAUUAAAUAUCAAGCCUAUAUCUCUAAUGCAAUCUGCCGUUGGCUGAGACCAGGACUGAAGGGAUGAUACCGAAUAUGGGGUGCAGGAGGUGCAUCCCACUCUCUCCUUAAGCGCACUCCUCAGAGUUCGCUAGUGCUGCCGACGCGUCGAGGAUCCAGAGUUAGGGAGGCGGGAGAUUCUGCUCUCUUCGGAUGCUCUAGCAGGCGGGUCUCGAUAUAGGCACGCGCACAUCAUCUCACGUCUCGCCGUCAUACUAAGGAGCCCUAUCGAUCGCAGAGCGUCUCGAUGAGGUCUCAUCUAGUCGCUCAGCGUCUCGAUAUCUCAUCGUCUCUUGCGGCUAUCGCGCUUCAUCGUUUCCUCGGUCUCUCUCUCUCUCUCUAUCUCUCCUCGUCUCGCGGUCUCUCUCUCGCUCUCUCUCUAUGCUCUGGGGGUGGAAGUGUUUUAUUUUGCACAGUGGGAUUAAACUAAUUAAAGGAUGUUUGCGGCACACCUACACAGUACACACACACACCAUAACAACUGACACACACUUUCGCAAAGAUCAAUUUUCCACCCAUAUUGUUUUUAUUCAACUUUUUUUAUUAGGUCGUUUUUAUUGGUUGUGGGGCCCAGGGCUCACAUUGGCAACGGGAGGUGACGAUUUAAAAGAGCUUUGAUAUCCGUAGAGUUCUAUCAGCCUAUCAUCCUCCCUAAAACAGAUUAUUUAACUUUACAAACGGCACCCCAUACUAAUGUGCCUCAGGUUGCAUCCCAAAUGGCACACUAUUUCCUAUUUAGUGCACCACUUUUGACCAGGUCCCAUAAGGAAUAGGGUGCCAUUUGGGACGCAGCCUUAGUUUCAUCACGGGGGAAGUGUCAUUGAGCCAUAACAAUGGAGAGGUUCAACGUGUGAGUGUGAUAUCAUCCUCUGUGUCUGCUAUACUCCCUGGGGGGAGACGGGAGCUGUUGGAAUCAGAUCAAUGGCUGUUUUCCGCUUGUAAUGAGGAAUUGAUGGGCCUUAGACGUGGGGAGUGUAUGUAUGUGUAUGUGGGGGUGGGGACAGACAGAUUAGUGAGGUCAUUGCUUCAGGUCUGAUCUGCCCAGUGCACAAGUCAUGGUCAUAUAUAUAUAUAGAGAGAGAGAGAGAGAGAGGAGAGAGAGAGCAGGAGAGAGAGAGAGAGAGGAGAGAGGGAGGAAUGAGAGGAAGAGAGAGAGAGAGAGGGAGAGAGGAGCGAGAGAGAGAGAGAGAGAGAGAGAGAUUGAGGGGAGAGAGAAGAGAGAGAGAGGAGAGAGAGACAGAGACAGAGAGACAGAGACAGAGAGAGGUAAGAAGGUCAUAUGGGCAUCCCAGCAGUAGAUACUCACACCAACCAGACUGGCGGGAUCGAUGGUGAUGCCCUUUUGAAAAGCCUCGGGCCGUAGCCUAUAGGUCUAUAUAGACUCUUUGUGGUUAGCUGUUAACGGCUUAGCCCCAAUCUGCGUCCCAAAUGGCACCCUAUUCCCUAAAUAGUGCACACCGUAUGGGCCCUGGUCAAAAGAAGUGCACUAUAUAAGGAAUAGGGUGCCUUUUGGGACGCAGCCCCUGUUGUCUGUAACUGUAAGCAACGGUUCAGAGAUGGCUGCUCUGAGUGCUAUUUGUUCUAAGGCCAGAUUGAAGAUGGCAGCCGGGGGAAUCUGUUGGGAUUUCUCUCCCAGCGUCUAUUUAAUAUUUCAGAGGCACUUAUGCCUUAUUAGGCGUACAUGAGGUGCAUGAGGCGGCUCAAUGCUAGGCAGACUAAGAAGCCUUACUUUAUUUUAGUGUCUGGGCCACAGCCCUGUUGUUGACCAUCAGCGCCUGAUAUAGCUGUGGUUGUUGAGCACUUUAGAUUAUGAGGGAAUUGUGGUAACAAAUAUAUAUUGUCUGGAAUGGAAGCAACACACACACACAAAUUCAUAGCCAUUAUUCUUUUUUUGUAUCCCCCUCAAAAUAGCAUUUUGUCAAUAUAAACUACACAGUUCAGUUGUGAGUGUAGAUUACACCUGCCAUGCCACUAUUUUAGGAACAGAUAUUUGCAUUUUUGUCAAGUGCAACACUCAUCCCACAGAGUGGUGGAAGUGAACUAGACUCUAGACUCUAGUUGUUGCUCUCAGUGGUGAGAUUGACAGUCUGGGGUCAAGGGUUAGGAGAAAUGGUUUCACCCUAGUUAUACCAUGGCGUUACCAGGGUUGCUGCUGUGUCUCCCUCUCCCAGACACACAGAUGCAAGCGUACACACCCACACCCACACGCACAGGCAAGCACGCACACACACGCAUACACACACACUCCCAGACGAGGAUAUCUGUCUGAGGGGCGUCCCUGGCCUGGCGCCUGUAGGGAAUGCACAGAGGUGGAGAAAAGUUCCAGAAAAACAAGGAAGGUGUGAAAGGUAAUUAGCAGGGCCAGUGGAGGAGAGGAGAGGAGGACGGGGGGAAGGAGGAGAGGAGAGAAGACAUGUCUGGACUGGUGCUGAACAACAGCCCUGAAGGACGUCCUUAAGUUUCCACUGCCCACCCCUUGUGGGUUUCUUCUGGCCUCUAUGGAGAGCUGGUGGAAACCAUCAUGGCUCCCAACAAGCAGGACUCCAUAACCCAUAAAGACCCAGUCACAUAGUGGGGGAGAGGAAGGAGUCAGAAAAUGUGAGCGCUCAAUUACAUUUACAUUUUAGUCAUUUAGCAGACGCUCUUAUCCAGAGCGACUUACAGUUAGUGAGUGCAUACAUUUUCAUACUGGCCCCCCGUGGGAAACGAAUCCACAACCCUGGCGUUGCAAGUGCCAUGCUCUACCAACUGAGCUACAGGGGACUUCAAGGUGAAUUCUAAUGGACUGAGUGGGAUGAGGGUGUGAGUGUUAGGGUGUUUGUCUGUCUGUCUGUGUGUGUGUGUGUGAGAGACUCUGUUCUCCCGCUCGGCCAGCCUUCAUGCAUGUAUUCAUCAGGGCCUGGGGAGACGGAGAGCUCAGGUCAAUAAUCACAUCUGAGAAACACUCAGUCAUCGCUUCUAAUCCACGACAGGCAAGAGAGCCCACUCCCAAAUCAAUUAAAACCUAAUUAGGCUCUCAGUUCCUUCUCAGGCCUUUUAUCUUUUACGUACACACUGUGGUGUGUGUGUGUGUGUGUGUGUGUGUGUGUGUGUGUGUGUAUUUUCCUUAAGCAUGUGUCAGUUACAGCCCAAAAACACAUUUUCUUUGUACACACACACACUCAUGGAUUGCUAGCUUUCUAAGCUUCACCAAGGGAGCUCUGCAGUAAGCCUCUUCAAUAGCCACCGUGAUGUAGCAUUAGGUUGGAAUGCGUGUGAAUUGGAUCAAGGCCCUCUCAUCAGUGUAGUUCCAUCCUGGGCCUGUGCAGGCUUUUGUUCCAGCCCAGCACAAACACACUUCACAUCAACUAAAUCAUCAAGCCCUGAUGAGUUAAAUCAGGAGUGUUGGUGCUAGGCUCAAACAAAUAUGUGCACACCCUGUGAGGUUCCCUGAACCACCAUUGACGGACACUGAUAUCUAGAGACAAUCUAAACAUUCCUGCUCCCAAUAACAGUGUAUUGGCCUGUAUUAUUUGUGUGUGUGUGUGUGUGUGUGUGUGCAUGUGUGUGUGCAUGCAUGCUUUUGUGUUUGCAUGUGUGUGUGUGUGUGUGUGUGUGCAUGCGUGGGUCCAACACUGAACAGCUAUCCAGUACUGUGCUGAAGGCUGCUGAAGGCCUUUCAUUGUAAUUAGAUGUGAGACUGUUUCAACGGCUCUUGUUUGACAGCUCUGUCACAUAUCCAAUUGAGACAGAGGAAGUGUGUGUGUGUCAGAGGGUUCCUGGUGCCAUGCGGUUCAUCACGAGGAAGAUCACAACAUGAGAGGAGAGAGAGAGAGAAAGAGAGAGAGGGGGACACUUAUUAAUUAUCCAUCCCAGGAAAUCCACUGUGGAAAAGCUGAAAUUCCCUAUUUUCAUUCAUCUGCUUGCUCUGCGCUCAUAUUUAGCCUCACAUUGAAGUGUUUUACCCUUUUCCUUACAGGACAACCAGGGCUACAAGUCGAAAAACAAUUGGACAUAAACAGUUGCAUUCAUGAAUUUUAUUGACAAAUGUCAAUAAAGAUAUAAGGUCUGCCAAGCAAAAACCGGAUAAAAAAAUCAGGGGAAAAAGUACAGAAAUUGUUUGCUCACUGGGAAAUGAAUAUCCAACUAGUCAGUGACAUCUGUUUGGAGUUUGUGACAGCAACUAUGUGAGCUUAUUACAGUAUUAUAGACACAAUGUCCUGGGAUUUCCUAUGAUCUUCUAUGUGGAAGAACACACACGCAUGCACGCACACGCAAGCACACACAUACACAGUACUUUGGCCCCUCUCCCAGCUUCCUUUCUGUUGAGUUGGCUAAUUUUGGAGAGGCAGGUGGGAUUUGUCUGAGUCCAAGUUUCCCCUCUCUCUGUCUCUGAAACGACAGUUAAGAAUUUGGGUUAGUUCAGGGAGGUCAAUAGGUCUGAGGUCAAAGGUCAUAUGGACUAGAGUUCAAGCACGUUGAGCCCCAAAGCCGUUUUUUCUCUAUUCUUCUCUUUUUCUCUUGGUUUUAAGCUUGAAUGAUCUAUCCAAGCAUUCUACUGAAAUCAAUGCAUCCUUCUCAAAGCACCUCUUUUAACAUAUACAUGUUUAAAUUAAUCUGUAGGUACGAUGUCCAUAUUAGGACAGUCUUAGUUUUGAUGAGAUUUAAACAACUCUUCCUGAGACUGAGGCUGUCCUAAUAUGGACACCGCACAUCAAAACAUUGCAAGAAUUGUUCAUGAACUUCUCUCUAUCGCAUUCUCAGGUAUGACUUCAUUGAGAUCCGUGAUGGUGGUUCGGACUCGGCUGAGCUGCUGGGUAAACACUGCAGUAACAUCGCCCCCCCAGCCAUCAUCUCUUCUGGUACCGCCCUGCACAUCAAAUUUGUCUCAGACUACGCCCACCAGGGGGCUGGCUUCUCGCUGCGCUACGAGAUCUUCAAGACAGGUGAGCCAAUUCUCAAAUUAUGUUCGGUGCCUCGUUAUUGAGGCGUUUUGAUGGGUUGUUAUUUUGGGGGGUUUUCCGUGAUCUUUACGACAGGUGAGUGAAUUCUCUAAUUCUGCCUGAUGACCUCUUAUUGGAGUGUUUUGAUUGGUUGCUGAUCAUUGGGGUGUCGAUGUUAUUGGUUGUGUAUUGGGACGUUGUUGUUUGACUGGUUGCUGAUAGGUUGGGAUGGAGACAUAUGUAGAGAGACUUUGGCCAAUCUUAGAUGGAUGCCAAGUUGUUGCCUCUGAGCAUUCUAUUUAUCCAAUAAAAAUGUGUAUUUGGACUGCUAUUGGUCAAUAUUGCCGAUGAGGCGCUAACAUGGAUUUCAUCAAACUGAGUUCAUACUAAUACAUUUUGGGGUUGAAACCACAAUGGCCAAACUCUCUCCGAUGGCUCUGGGUGGCCAUUCCCCUAACUAGCUAACUAGCCUUGUGGAACAUGGAUGGUUGACUGAGUUCUUGCUAUGGAUGCCUCGGGCAGAACGACCUAUGAUGACCUUCACCUUAACGUAGGGGCGUCUACCACACACACGCACACACACACACUCACUCACCUCGCAACCUCACACACACCCCGACACUCCCAGACCAAUUAACUUCAAGAGAGGCGGGGAGGAAAAUAAACAUGGUUUUACAGGAAAGGGGAAAAAAGCCCUUAACUCUUUUCAUCCUGUCUGAAAAGCAUCUCAGGAAUGCCUCUUUUAAUUGGCCUGGGAUCUUCUUCAUCUUGAGGGGGAGGAAGGGGCGGGAGGGGGGUGAUGGAGAGAGGUUACAGGUGGUAUAGGGAGAUGAUGAGGAGGGAGGGGUGAAGAGGAAGGGGCAGGAUGGGGGAGGGUGAUUGAGAGGGGCUACAGGCGGUGAGGAGAUUAUUAUUGGGAGAGGGAGAGGGUAGGGUGAGGAUGGGUUGGGAUUUGAGUUUAACGAUGGUGCUGGUGGUGGUAGUGCAUAAGAGGAAGUGUACUUGACAUACAGUACAUUUGCAGUAGUGUGCUGAUACACUGUACUGAGCUAUACUGAUACACUCUGUACUGAGCUGUGCUUUGCUGGUAAGAUCCCAUUGACAUUGAUUUGUUUGGGUGGGAUUGACUUGUGCGAGAAAGAGUACUGAACAAAAAAAGAUUGUUUCUUAUUCAGGUAGUAGUACCUCCUCUGUUUCAAAACGUUUUGAAACGUGAUUUGAAAAACGACUGUUUUCAACGUGGCCCAGUUUUGUCAUUUAGCUCUGUUACCAAGGCCACCAGCACUAACCCUAAUGAUAUGAUGAUGUGAUAGGGCUAAUAUUAUGGACGCAUACACACACUCUGUAACAGAAUGGAUGGGUAUGCUGUUGCCAUGGUUUUAACAAGAGCCUGCUAUGCUUUUGGGGUGCAAAAACAAUGGUAUGCGUAUGUAGGUGUAUAUUUAUAUAUGUGGUCGUGGGUGGUUACAGUGUGCUUGGGCGUUAUAGGAUUCUGUUUGUGUCUAUGUAGGCGUAUAGAUGUGUGUGUGUGUGUGUGCGUGCAUGCUCAAUGGUUCUGUGGGUGUGUGCAUGUGCAUGUGUCUGUUCCUGUUUCUGUAUGAGAGAGAUCGGCACGCAGAGCAUAUGUUUUGGAGUCCCUUUGCAUCCUUCACCCAUCAUGGUUGUUUGUUUUAACAUGUCAGGCUCGGGCCAAAUAGUUCCGCAAACCACAGUAGUUUACGAGUUCUGGAAGAACAUUAGAGAGUGCCAGGCACAACCCCCCAGUGAGAGAGCUGUUGUUUAUUUACAAUGAUGUUUGUGCAUGAGGGAUGUGUGUUCUAGUCUUAUUUGUGUGUGUGUGUGAGUGUGUGUGUGUGUGUGUGUGCGUGUACAUGUUCUAGUCUUAUUUAAGUGUGUGCGUGCAGUGUGUGUGUUUAUGCAUCCGUAUGUGUUUUGAGAGAUAUGAUCUUAGGUCAAUACACAGCUUGGAGGUGUGUCUGUCCAGCUGGCGGCUGUCCUCAGCCAGAGCCUGACCCUUCAGUCCUACUUUCGCUGCUGAUCAGGGUCGUGUUCAUUAGGGCACACAAUGGAAAACGUUUCAAAACAGUUUGCAAUGGAAACUACACGUCCAGGUAAUAGUCCCUCACUGUUUCAGUCUGUUUUCUUCAGUUUGGUGCCAAAUGAACACAACCCUGCAGAAUAUCUCUUCUCUUCUCUUAGACUGCCCUCAGCACCCAGGGGUAAUAGCUUCAUUCAGAGAAUACACUGUUACGUAAGCAGAGUGUGUGUGUGUGUGUGCGUGUGUGUGUGUGUGUGUGUGUGUGUGUGUGUGUGUGUGUGUGUGUGUGUGUGUGCAGACAUGCAUAUGCGUUUGUGUAUACUGUACACCCCUUCCUAUUUUCAGUGCCAAUAAUGGAUACAGGGAUAAUAAACAGCGAUAAGAUAUUUGACUUCUCACCCUUAACUGUAUUCCCUAAUCCCUUUUCCCCUGAGCCCCCAUCCCCCUGAGGGAGCGUGUGCCCCAAAACAACAACCCUCCAACCCCACCCCCAUCCCACACACAUGCACCAUAACCCCACCCCACUGCAUAACCCCACCCCACAACAUUAUUGUUGUGCCCUACUUUCCUCACACACACUGGCGUAUUAACCCCUCAUAGCAAACCGGCCCCCCACUCCGCCCCCUGUCAUGUGACUCUGUUACUGUGACGCUGUUACCAUGGCUACUGCGGGAAGACUUCCAGCAAAGCGACCUCCUCCAGCCUCCACCACUAGCGGAGCCAAUCGUGAGUCAUCUUUCUGUGGUUCCCCUUGGGGUCAUGGUUGACUCUGUCCCCCCCCCCAGUCACCCGGUCGCAGUCACCCGGUCGCUCCCCCCUAACCUAGUCUGUAGGGUCACCUUUGGAAUGUAGUGGAAUGUAGCCCAGAUUGACAAGGGUUACUGACCUGGCUGUGAGCCCUUCCUAACUGAAUAAAGCAUGACUUAAGUGUAGUGUUCUCUGAUCCAAUGGUUGUGCGAGCAUACAUGCACUCGUAAAUAGACUGCUGUGCGUAAAUAGACUGCUGUGCUUAAAUAGACUGCUGUGCGUAAACUGGCCAAGCUGUGGCACGCUCACAAUGUUGUUUUGCUUUUCUUGGGUUUCCUGACGAUGUUGUUGUUGUUUUUAUCCUGACCCCCCUCCAGACACACACAGACACAAACACACACAACACACACCCCUCAAGUGUAUCUCCGUGAAACCCUUGAGUUGACUCCAGCAAGAGUAGGCCGCGAGACGGAGAGAGAGAAAGAGAGAGAGAGCGGGAGAGAGAGCGUGUUAAAGAGGUUGUAAUGUGCAACAGACGUGCACAAACGUGGAGGUGAACUCUCACAGCAUGAGGUGCAUGAGGAGAGGGAGAGGAAGAUGAAAAGAGGAGGAGGAGGAAGAGGGUGACUGAACAGACUACACAUCCCUCCUAGGGAUGAAGGAAUGGAGCGGGGGGAGGGAGGGGGAGGGAGGGAGGGAGGGAGGGAGGGGGGGAUUCCCUGACACAACAUGUGCAGAGACUACUCCGUCAGGCACUCGAGCGGAAAGCACCAACGCAUUUCUACCCAGCAACUACCCCCCCCCCCUCAACCCCCCGCCGGCAGACAGCUCUUGCCAAAUGGCUGCUCGUGGUGAAAUGUGCAAGCCAGGCGAGUGGGGGGGGUUGUUUUUGGCAUGUUCAUAUACUUGAACUAAUAAGGACUAACAAAAGCCAGAGUACUCAUGCAUACACACCCUCUCUCACACACACGCCACACACAUAUUUGGCAUGUGGCGGUGUGAGCGUGCGAGACGGGUGGUACCACACACACAAUGGGUUAAUAUAGGCGUGCAAUGGUGUGAUUGAAGCCCUCUUUCUUCUGCCUGGGUAAGAGUCUGGUGCACCCUGACCCAGUAUUGAGGAAAACAGGGCCAGUGGGCCAGUGUGUCUCACACAACAUGCUGAGGCUUACCACACACUCACAUACACACGCAGAGGCAUACCACACACUCACAUACACACGCAGAGGCACACUUUCAUUCACAAACACAUACCCUGUCUAUCAUAUACCACAAAACCUAUGUAGAAUGUAGUAUGCGUUUUCAUCUAAUUACACACACUGGCACACUUUCACAGUGUCACGCAUGUUAUUCGACACAAACAGUAUUACACCCUCUCUCAUACACACACACAGCAUUCCCUAGUGAGGGGCAGUCAAUGAGCAGUAGUAGACCUUGCUGGAGUAGUGUUUUAACAUGCUUUCUCCUGGAUUUGUCUGUUGUCUGUGUGAGUGUGUGUUUCCUCUCUUCCUGUGGUGAAAGGCAGCAGUCCCCAUCUCCAUGAGGUCUAUAAAAGUGUGGAGGCCUGGUGACUAGUUAAGGCAGGCUUCACACAGGCCUUGUCUCUACUCGUUAAACGAGAGGGGCUGACUGACCACCGGAGGCACAGGAGACACGCACGCACACACACACACAUACAUGUACACAUGCACGGAUGGACAACACACAUGCGCAAGCACGCACGCACACACACACACACACACACACACACACAACACACACACACACACACACACACACACACACACACACACAAAGGCCUUUGGAGACACACCUCAAAGACAUGUCAGGGCUAUAUCAUUGCUAUGUGCUGUUGGUAGAGCUUGUCUGUGUAUUGACAGUUUGCGUUUUGUAAGUAUGCGUAUAUGUGUGUGACCGAUCAAUGUUUUGAAUAACAAGAGAGGGAGAGGAGAGAGAAGAGAAGAAAAGAAAAGAGAGAGAGACAGAAAGAGAGGGUGAGAGGUGGGAAAACAGAGAGUUUGGGUAUUGUAAGGUGCAAGUAUAUGUGAUCAGUGUUUUGAAUAAAUGAGAGAGAGAGAGAUCACAAAUCAUUAAUGUGCACGUCCAUAAACACUCAGUAACCCAGGGGGAAGUUUAUAUGGGAGGCACAUCUGUCGAGAGCUCAAGGUGAGCCGCCCAGGGCGCAUAAAUCUGCAUAGCUAAUGAGCUGCCGGGCCGCUUAGCGAGUUUACUCCUGUUUGUUUUGGCAUGUGUUUUUCUUUUCUCUUCUUUUUUUGAAGCAAGGGAGUGAAUGCAAGGCUUACCGGGCCGUGGGGAUGAAUAUGAGGUUUAUGAUGAGGCGUGUGUCAAAGGUCAAAUGGGGGUGCUUAUAUUUGUCCUGUUUCACUGCAUGUACAAGUGGAUAACCUGUACGAGUGUGAGCUGUGAAAUGGAAAUGUGUUUUUUGCAUAUCCCAACUCCCCCUGAGACACCCUCGGAGACUGGGGUCAUGGCCAGGGAUCAGCCAUUAUUGACGGUGAACCUGGAGCAAUUAGGGUUAAGUGCCUUGUUCAAGAGCACAUCGGCAGAUUUUUUACCUAGUCAGCCCGGGGAUUUGAACCAGCAACCUUUUCGGUUACUGUCCCAACGCUCUUAACCCGCUAGGGUACCUGCUGCCCUGUGUGUGUGUGAGAGUGUGUGCAUGCAUGCGUGUGUGUGUGUAUGUGGGGAUACAUUGCUCAUAUCUGUGUCCUGUGUGUGUUUUCCAUAGGAUCGGAAUUCUGUUUCCGGAAUUUCACCAGUCCUUCCGGAGUGAUCGAAUCCCCUGGCUUCCCUGACAAGUACCCCCACAACCUGGAAUGUUCUUACAUCAUCAUAACUCCGCCCCACAUGGACGUGACCCUGACCUUCUUGACCUUUGACCUGGAGAACGACCCCCUGCUGUCAGGAGAGGGAGACUGCAAGUAUGACUGGCUGGACGUUUGGGACGGUCUGCCCCAGGGUGAGUGCUUACCAGACAAAUACACACACAUGCACACACACACUUUCAUACACACACACAUACACACUGUAUGAGGCACAUGCAUGUAUUUGAACACAAACACACACAUACACAUACACAGCAUCUACAAUACCUCAAUGGAGCUUUUCCUGCAGCCUUUGUCUCAAUAACAAUCCAGGAACUAGCCCAUUCCUCCAUUAGCCAUUCUACAGUGGGCACAUUAGUUCACCUCCCAGGACUAGGCCUUUCCCAUGACCUGUUUCCCAUUCAUCCCCUUCAUCAGGCCGACUUUGCCCCACUUCCCCCUCGCUUCAAUCUGCCCUUAUCACACAGCACUUUUUUCCUGUUUGGGAAUAGGGAGUAUAGUAAAGUUGCCCCUAGAUGCUGAUCUUGGGUCAGUUUUGCAUUUUUCUCACAAAUGGUUAAGGUUAGGAUUGGGGGAGGGGAAGCUAAUCCUAGAUCUGUACCUAGGGGAAACUUCACACUGAAGUGAGAAUGCAUGGCAUGAGGGGUAUCGGUUGCCGUGGCGGUGAGGCGCCUGUGGGCGGAGUUACAUCAUGCACCAUAGCUCCACGCUAGUGGUAUCAGGAGAGAUCAGGAAGGAAGGGAAGGAGAAAGCACUAGUGGGAGAAAGCUCUGGAGAGCGGUAUCAAAGCUCUUCGUAUCUGCCGCUGGGGCUGGGAGCAAGAUGAUGAUAGAUUAUUAGAGAGGAGAAGUUUGACUCUCACUUGCUCAAAUAUUUGAAACUUGAAAUGGCGGCUGUAAAGUAUUGGGCAUCAGUUCCAUUUCAACUCAGAGAAGAGAGACAAGAUUCACUGAAAUGCAUUGAAAUUCUAAUUCAAGAAUAGAUUUUUUUGAACAAGGGAUUUUUCAUUAAUUGAAUUAAGAAUUUCAAUUAACUUCAUUGAUUGGCUGAAUUGAAAUGGAAUUGAUCCCAACCCCAUCGAGCACAUUAGUCGAAACACUGAAGAGUCUUUAGAUCUGAAGGAAAGGAAUGGAAAGCUGAUUUGGGGAAUCUUUAGGAACAUUGUGUGUGUGUCUGUAAUCCUGGGGGGCUGGGUGGGAUUGAGAAGAUUGGGUGACAGCAGUGUAUAAUCUAAAGUCUGCCCCACAGUGGGUCUUAAUCCCAGCCUAAACCACACGAGACGGAGAGACUCAUGCUGAGACACAGACCUUCAGCUUUGUCUAUAGGUGCUUACUCCAGUUUAAGCCUAUGUCUGGACUAAAAAGCACUUUCUAUGGAAAUGCACACAUUCCAUAAAAUAUACUGGUGCUAAUAAAACAUUUUAAAUCCUAAGUAAAUAUAUAAAAAAUAGGAAACACAUCUGAGUUUGCUUUUUGCAGGUGUGUAGGAAUCAUAUGAGGAUAUCGAAUAAACGUGCAAGUUUUUAUGUUAUGAAAUAAAUAUAUUAAAAGGUCUAACAAGUAUUUUCUUCAGUUUAAAUCAAACACUGAAAACAUACUGUACAUUUUGUAUGAAGAUCCCUCCUAACUAUUUGUGUCUGUGUGUGUUUCCAGUGGGCCCUCUGAUCGGUCGUUACUGUGGUACUAAGAUUCCUCCUGAGAUCAAGUCGUCGUCUGGUCUACUGUCUCUGUCCUUCCACACGGACAUGGCUGUGGCCAAAGACGGCUUCUCUGCCCGCUACAACAUGACACACAAGGAAGUCAGCGACAGUAAGUAGCCCACCACUCUAUCUGUCUCUGUCUGUCUGUCCGUCUGCCUUUCUUUUUCUCUCUCUCUCCUUCCAUCACUCUCUCCAUCUACCAUUCUAUAUGUGUCCUGUUGUGUGUUUCUAUCUCUACCUCUCUUGAUCUCCCUUUCACUCCCUCUUCUCUCUCUCUCUUUCCCUCUCUCCCCAACCUCGCUCUAUCUCUCCCCCUCUAACUCUGGUCUCUCUCCCCUCUUUCCCCCAAACUUUCUCUGUCUCCUAACCACCCUCCCUCCCCUGGCCCUUUUCUCUCACUUCCCCCUGUAAUUAUCCCCCCCCUCCCUCCUCUCUCCACAGCGUUCCAUUGCAGUACAGCGUUUGGUCUGGAGUCAGGGAAGAUUUCGGACGACCAGAUCUCAGCCUCGUCCUCCUUCUACGACGGCCGCUGGUCUCCUCGCCAAGCCAGACUCAACAACAUCGACAACGCCUGGACACCCAGCGAGGACAGCGGCAAGGAGUACAUCCAGGUCAGACAGCCCCCCCAAAAAAGAGAGAGAGAGAGAGAGAGAGAGAGAGAACACCCUCCCCCCACCACACACAAACACUGUUUUGACAAUAUGCAGUGUGCGGAGCGGAUGCAGGAUGCUAUCUGUCACUAGAUAGAUGAGUUUGCUACUCAGGAAUGCGCUGUUAGCAGUGGAAGAGUGUGCCAUUGAUUUUUACCUCCUCCUCUCCCUCAUCCCGCUCUCUCUCCCCAACAGCAGCCCCAUAGGGCCUGGCAGCACUCCCCCCUGUCUAUGUAACAGAUGGACAUAGCUCUUAACCUGAUCUAUUUAUGGGGGUAUAUGACUCAAAAGAGUGCAGGAUCUGCAGAGUUACUUCAUAUCUCUAUUGUACCAAUAACCUCACCUACUAGGUCUCUUGUUCUCUCUCUGUGCCUGGAAAAAUGGAGGGAGGUAGAAUAGAGCAGAAUAUAAUAUAAUUGAAUUGUAUUGAAUCAAACAAAUAGCUACUUUAUUGUAAUUUUUUUGUAAUAAAUGGAAAUAUAUCUUCUGCUUCUUCUGAAAUGUAUCUCAUCAUUUUCAAUCUCUUCCCCUCUUCCCCCUUCCACCUCUCUCUCUCUCUCUCUCUCUCUGUCUCUCUCUCUCUCUUUCUCUCCCUCUCUCUCUCUGUCUCUCUCUCUCUGUCUCUCUCUCUCUGUCUCUCCCUCUCUCUCCCAGGUGGACCUCCACUUCCUCAAGGUGCUGACGGGUAUCUCCACCCAGGGAGCGGUCUCCAAGGAGACACAGAAGUCCUACUACGUGACCACCUUCAAGCUGGAGGUCAGCACCAAUGGAGAGGACUGGAUGACCUAUCGCUAUGGCAAGAAUCACAAGGUAAUCUAGAACCCCAAUGUAGCAACUGGAACCUAGAACCCAAAUGUGGAACCUGAAAUCUAGAACCCCAAUGUGGAACCUAAAACCUAGAACAGUAUGAAAAUGUAUGCACUCACUAACUGUAAGUCGCUCUGGAUAAGAGCGUCUGCUAAAUGACUAAAAUGGAAUGUAAAAUGUAACUCCAAUGUGCAACCCGGUUCUCAAAGUCUCAGUUGGUUGUAUAUCUGUUCUUUCAACUGCAGCUUAGCUGGCAAAACUGGUUGAAACAACGUUGUAAGGAAUGUGAAAUUGGUUGUAAUGUCAUUUCAAACAGUUUUGCCCGCUGGGAGACUAGCUGGUUCAAUUCGCUCUGGAUAAGUGUGUCUUAUACUCAAAUGUAAAUGUAAUGUAAUUCCCACAUGGGUCAUGUAAUUCAAAAGUACACUGCUCCCAAGACGAAUCUCUAUUAAGCUUGUGUGAUUGACCUAAGCAUUUAAACCAUAUUGAAAAUGGGAGUAGUUUGGCCCUAAGUGAGGAGGUAUUGAAGCUGUUGUAUUGGGGCAGUUUUAUAAAAUAUACAGACUAAAACUAAAACUAGAUUAAAACCUUCUUAAUUUGUCUGAAAUAUAUCCCAGUUAUCAAGGCCAGGAAAGUUAGCUGCUCUGUUGUUGCUCUUCCGAUGAUACUGUGGGAAUGACUGGGAAUGACUGGGAAUUAUUUUGAGAUUCCUGUUGGGAAUGUGUAUUGACAUGAGUCAUGUCCCUAGCCCAUGAAGUGUCUUCCUGAAAGACUUUGGAAGGAGGGAGGGAUGGAAAGGAGGGAGGAACCUGCCAAACAUGAACAAUAGAGUUCUCUGUGUGCCCAUAUCUAUCUCUGCUAUUCAUCAUCCUUUCACACACACACACACGUACACACCAGUGUGGUUGCAAACACAGCUGGAGCGUGGAAGAGGUGUGUGUGUUUGUAUGUGUGUGCGUGCUCGCUUGAUUGAGUUUGUUUAUGUUUGUCAAUUGGAUAAAGUAUGAAUUUAAUACUCGUACUCAAUGUGAACGCGAACUCUUGACCCAGAUAUGAAUGUUAAAGCCACAGUGGACUGUAGAGAGGGGGAGAGUAAUCUGCUUUUUUAUCCCAACCUCCUUUCUCCCUUUGGGGCCCCUGUCUGUCUGUUUCAGCUUUGGGUGGCGGUGGGGGGCAUACAAUGUCUGUGAGGCGAUUAUUUGAGGAAAUGGAUUUAGAAUUAAAUUAAAAACUCAACUGCUGGAAACCCCCCCCCCCUCCCCGCACACACACCACCGCUGACCUUAGAGCUGACUGUCUGGACUGGAGAUCAGUUUUGACCAGGGGUGUGUGUGUAGGGUUGGGGGGGGGUCACAGUCUGUCUAGUAAUAACCAGAACAUCCAUGUACAUGUACGUACAGACACACAUACAGUAUGUGCAUACCAGACGUAGGUUCAAAUAGAUGGGCGGGGUUUGUACAUUUUAGACUAUUCUAUUGGUUCAUGCACACGCACAGGUCUGGUACACAGGUGCACACACACAUGCACCCUGAACAUCAUAGAAACAGGUCAUAAUACUUAUUCUAACAGCCUCUUUCAAUGCACUCUCAGUGGACGUUAUCCAGAUCCAUACAAGGUAUAAUGUCCCCUGUCCCUAUGUAUGUUCCGUGACAGUUAAUCCAUCAAUGGUGGCGUGCGGACAGACACAGAGUUGGAGUUAGCCUGGCCCUAAGGCCCUAAGGCCCUAAGCCCUUAGAGAUCCUUUAAGUGUUUAAACCAGGAAACACGACGGGGGGCAUGUCAAUGAAAGGAGAGGGAUUUGCCCUUCUGAUUGUCAUUUAACAGUUAGUUCCUAGCUAAAUUAAUGGGCUGUUUAUGGGAGUGCCGGAGUGUGUGUGUGUGUGUGCGUGUGCGUGUCACACUGGUGAUAUGUCGUCAGAUGUGGCUUUGGUGGUAUAUUGUCAGGUAUGAGUCAACUACAGUAUGAGUAAAGGGAUUGGCUUGGGACUUCCUGUCCGUCUGCUGAGUGUGUGUGUGUUUACAGGAUGUGUUUGUCUAUGGAUCUGUGUAUGUCUGCGUCUGUAUUUAUUUAUGUGCAGAAGUGUGUGUGUGUGUGUGUGUGUGUGUGUGUGUGUGUGUGUGUGUGUGUGUGUGUGUGUGUGUGUGUGUGUGUGUGUGAGCAGUGGGGAGCAGGGUGCCGACACACGGAAACCGCAGCAGGAGGUCGCAAGUCAUUGUUCCGUAGCGAGCGACAGAAGGUUUGAAACAUCAGCAGUUCUCAUAAAGCGGAUCUGAAGAAUCACGCAAACAAACACCAGGGUCUUAUUCAUUAGUGCAUUUCUUAUUGGACAAAUUCAGUUUGCUCCCUCCCUGUUUCAGCGUGUUUGCAUCCGUUUGGUUCCUGGUAAAUACACUCAAUUUCUAUGAUUUUGACUGAAAUGGCAUCAUAGCAUAGAAUUCCAUUUGUGCCAAAUUGCUAUUCCUCUUCCUCUGUGUGACUGGCAGUUUGUUGUUGGAGCAUGUGUGACUUAUUAAAAAGGCAUCAUGCUACUCACACAUGCACAUCGUUACUUGACACGGCUCUCGCACACUCUCACGCAUAGGAGCGGUAUAUCAGCAGCACUCUGACACACAUGCAUUUGCACACACACACAUACACACACACACAAACACACACACAUUGUGCCUGAAUGGGGGAAUCACAUUAGCCCAAAUAAUAAACAGACACGGUGUGUGUCGCGGAAAUGCAUUGUCUUACUGUGCUAAAUCUGUCACUCUGUAACCUGGGACAAAAACAGCCCACACUGCAGUUACAGCCUGUUACUCUCAGUCACAAACACUAGCUGUGUCAGACACACACACACACACACACACACACACACACACACACAGGCAUGUUUACACACUCUGGCACAUAGAUACACACACAUAGGCAUGUAGACACACAUAAACCUAUCACACACACACUCACCCACACACUAACCCACGCACACACUUGCAUUUUGAUGAGAGAGAAAUGAAAUAAGUGGGGCGGAGUGGGAGACAUUGACAAAAACAACUGUGUGAGGGGGUGGGAGACCGUUUCAAAGGAGUGCUGUACCUCAGCAUCCACACACACGCACACAUCCCUCCAUCCUGGCCUCCUCUUUGAGCCACUAGUGGAGAGCAGCCAGUUGGAACCAGUUCUUACUGUCAACAUCUUCAUACGGAGCGAGAAACGAAGGGCAGGAGGUAGGGGGAUGGAUAGAAAGAGAGACAGAGAGAAUAAUGUCUUGUGCAGAGCUUGGCCACAUCUCCCUGUGGUGCCAUCAGCUUCAAGGAAAACACAGCAGAGACGGCAGCGGUGUGCCAAAAGCACAGAGACAGGGAGAGAGAGGGGGAGGAAGAGAGGUGGAGGGGGAAAUGGAGGGACAGAGAGAGAAGGCAAAUGGAUAAUCUCAGGAUGGGUAGCUUCUCUCUCUACUGUAUCUCUCUCUCUCUCUCUCUCUCUCUCUCUGUACAGGGGAUGUUCUCUCUACUCUGACAAUAGAGCACUAUCAUGUUAGCUGCAGUAGGUCUCCAUUUGUUAUUUCUGUUUUCUCUCCAUCUUGUUUUUAGAGAAGUGUUUUCAUCUGGGAGACUGUCUGACACUAUCUCCUUCCACUACUCUACACACAUGCACACACACUCUCUCUCUUUCGCGGUGACCCCAUUCUUCUCCGGAGGGUCAUCAAUAGUUAAAUAUCCAUGGUGCCUCUGUCCCGCCGGUGUCCAUCCGCUCCAGGCAUUUGACCGUCACAUAAAUGUGGGAGGGGUUCCGCGGCGUGUGUGUGUGCGAAGUGGCGCAGGAGGGCUAGGGUAGGGUGGGUUAAGGGGUUCGUUGGGGGGUUCGUUAUAAUUUAAUGACCUGCCACAUGAGGAGACAACAUGACAAUGUUAAUUAUUUAGCCCUCUUCGCCCUGUGUGCUGAGUAGGGGCGGAACUAGACUGGUUACCCCCCCCCCCCCCUAUUCCCUCCCGUCGUCAGGCAGAUUAUAAGGGUCGCCCAGACGACUGGCUGAUUGACACACACAGUCUGCCAUAGCAACAAUGGCACAUCCCAUACCAUCACAUACAAUAACACACUCAUGUAAUUUGCAUGAACACAUAUGAUGUACAUAGAGCGUACACAUGCUCUGACAAAAACUCAUACACACUCAUAUACACACAUAUACCCAAACAUCAACUCUAACCCACACACACACAAACACAGACACACACUCACACGCGCACACACACACACACACAACUUUAUGACCCCUCACCUGUUUCCAGCAAAUGUCCAGGUGUCUAAUGAGCUGAAUGACCUUUGACCCUGGGGAUAGGGAUAUUGAGGUUAAGGGUCAGGAUGUGACUAGAGAGAGGAAGAGGAAACAGAGGGCACUGGGGAUGUCUGCAGCACGACUCUCCUUCACCUAUCCCCCACCCUCAUCUCUCUCUCUCUCUCUCUCUCUCUCUCGCUCCCUCUCGCUCUAUUUCUCACUCUCUCUCAUAUCCUUCUUUAUUUUCUAAAAAAAACUCGCCCUCUCGCCCUUGUGUUUUUCCCCCAAAAAAAUGUCUCUUGAAUGUGCCUGACAUCACAAAAUGGAAGUUUCCUUGUGGAAAAAAGGAAGUUCUUCUAAAAUGUAGUUUUAAGUCUAAGGACGAAUCUGUGUGGUGAAUGGUGGUUGGGGCCGUUAAAAGAUAAGUGACAUUAUCUCUAUACCGUCUGGCAGUAAGUGAGAACUGGUUAUGUUUACUUCUGGAGGACGGUUUGUGGUUUGGACUCAUGGGGGUUAGGUUAACACCCACACACACAUGCGUGUGAACACACACAGUGCAGAGGGCCAGAGGACAAGUAGCAGUGCUUUCUAGGUUCCCACCUUUGGGGGGGGGGGGGGGGGCUAAGGUGCCACUGACCCGUCUCAGCCAAUCAGAAUAUUCCAUACCUGAAGCGAAGCAUUACAAAAUACCGGGGGACAGAGUGGCCUGGGACACAGGGAGAGGAAGAUCGGAAGAGCUAGAGAGAGUGAAAAGACAGUAGCGAGGGUGAAAGUGAGGAAGAGAGAGUGAAGGAAAGGUUGGUAGAAUAAUUAUAGCCUCAGAUACAUGGAGAGGAGAGGGAAAGAUAAUACAAAUAAAGUCAGAGAGAAGGAAAGACAAGGAAGGAUAUAUAGAGUGAAAGAGAGAGAGGGAAAGCGAGAGAAUGACACAAAGGAGAAGAGCGAAAGAGACACAUUGAAAGCACAUUCAAGUAUUUGACUAUAGGCCUACAUUGCAUAUGACAAUAGGCCUGCAUUUCAUACAAAAACAUUGCUUUAAAUAAGCCUUAUUUAAACCUCUAGCCCUGGCUGUCUAUCUGGUGCAUCUUAGGCAAUAAUACAGUGCCUUGCAAAAGUAUUCAUCCCUCUUGGCGUUUUUCCUAUUUUGUUGGAUUACAACCUGUAAUUUAAAUGGAUUUUUAUUUGGAUUUCAUGUAAUGAACAUACACAAAAUAGUCCAAAUUGGUGAAGUGAAAUAAAAGAAAUAACUUGUUUAAAAAAAUUCAGAAAAAUAAAUAACGGAAAAGUGGUGCGUGCAUAUGUAUUCACCCCCUUUGCUAUGAAGCCCCUAAAUAAGAUCUGGUGCAAUCAAUUACCUUCAGAUGUCACAUAAUUAGUUAAUUAAAGUCCACCUGUGUGCAAUCUAAGUGUCACAUGAUCUGUCACAUGAUCUCAGUAUAUAUACACCUGUUCUGAAAGGCCCCAGAGUCUGCAACACCACUAAGCAAGCGGCACCAUGAAGACCAAGGAGCUCUCCAAACAUGUCAGGGACAAAGUUGUGGAGAAGUACAGAUCAAGGUUGGGUUCUAAAAAAAAUAUCCUAAACUUUGAAUAUCCCACGGAGCACCAUUAAAUCCAUUAUUAAAACAUUGAAAGAAUAUGGCACCACAACAAACCUGCCAAGAGAGGGCCGCCCACCAAAACUCACAGACCAGGCAAGGAGGGCAUUAAUCAGAGAGGCAACAAAGAGACCAAAAAUAACCCUGAAGGAGCUGCAAAGCUCCACAGCAGAGAUUGCGUACACUGCACAGAGCUGGGCUUUACGGAGGAGUGGCCAGAACAAAGCCAUUGCUUAAAGAAAAAAAUCAUCAAACACGUUUGGUGUUCGCCAAAAGGCAUGUGGGAGACUCCCCAAACAUAUGGAAGAAGGUACUCUGGUCAGAUGAGACUAAAAUUAAGCUUUUUAGCCAUCAAGGAAAACGCUAUGUCUGGCGCAAACCCAACACCUCUCAUCACCCCGAGAACACCAUCCCCACAGUGAAGCAUGGUGGUGGCAGCAUCAUGCUGUGGGGAUGUUUUUCAUCGGCAGGGACUGGGAAACUGGUCAGAAUUGAAGGAAUGAUGGAUGGCGCUAAAUACAGGGAAAUUCUUGAGGGAAAACUGUUUCAGUCUUCCAGAGAUUUGAGACUGGGACGGAGGUUCACCUUCCAGCACGACAAAGCAACAUACUGCUAAAGCAACACUUGAGUGGUUUAAGGGGAAACAUUUAAAUGUCUUGGAAUGGCCUAGUCAAAGCCCAGACCUCAAUCCAAUUGAGAAUCUGUGGUAUGACUUAAAGAUUGCUGUACACCAGCGGAACCCAUCCAACUUGAAGGAGCUGGAGCAGUUUUGCCUUGAAGAAUGGGCAAGAAUCCCAGUGGCUAGAUGUGCCAAACUUAUAGAGACAUACCCCAAGAGACUUGCAGCUGUAAUUGCUGCAAAAGGUGGCUCUACAAAGUAUUGACUUUGAGGGGGUGAAUAGUUAUGCACACUUAAGUUUUCUGUUGUUUUGUCUUAUUUCUUGUUUGUUUCACAAUAAAAAAAUAUUCAAAGUGGUAGGCAUGUUGUGUAAAUCAAAUGAUACAAACCCCCAAAAAAUCAACUUUAAUUCCAGGUUGUAAGGCAACAAAAUACUUUCGCUAGCCACUGUACAUGUUUCUACAGUGUAUGUGUCCCAAAUGGCACCCUAUUAACUUUGUAGGGCUCUGGUCAAAUGUAGUGCACUACAUAGGAAAUAGGGUCCCAUUUGGAACACAGUAAGUGUCUGUUUUAACUGAUAUUAAGCUUUUGCCUGUGGUCCUUUCUUCCUCUGAGUCCGUCUUAUAUCCAGAGUUGGACAGUCCAAACUUGGUCCAACCCUAAAUUAACCGUUAUAACUGUCACUUAGAGCGAGUUUAGGGCUCAUACUUCCUCUUAUCGAAGCUUGAUUGUCUUUCUCGUGGGGUGUAUGUGUGUGGGUGCAUGUGUUAACGCAUCGCAGAGGACGGUCUUGUGGUUUCCUGUAUCUGUGUGGUUUCAGACUGGCAAUGAGCCUCACUGGAGAGGAAGAGGGGGAGAUGGACAGAGAGUGGAGAGAGGGAGGGGGAGAGAGAUGGAAAGAGAGAGAGAGAAAGAGAGAGAGAGACAGACAGAAAUAAGAGCGAGAGAGAGAUGAAUAGAGUUGUUAUUGAGGUGUGUUUGAUGGGGUGUGGUUGGAGGAAGACCUCCAGACCGGAUAGAGGGAUAGGACAUGAGAUGGAUCAGAUGUCUUUCUCCAUUGGUUCCUCUCCUCCCACGAGCAUAAUGGGACAUCUAUCUGUCUGUCCCUCUGUUGUCCGUCAUGUCUGUCUGUGUCCUUCCUCUAAACAAGGAAGAGGCUUCUCUCCUACAGUCACAUUUACCCUCUGACCUCUAACCUCUCCCUGAGGGGUCAAGAGAGGAAGGGAGGUAUAAGGAGGGGGAGGGAUGUUUUGGUGCGGACGUUUGGGGCGGAUGCCACAGGAAGUAGUCCUUGCUCAUGUCCUGCCCUCCUGCGGAGACUUCCUGUUACUGUUACAGAAUGCCUAAUCCUGUCCGACCUUGCCCUGUCAUGUCCCUCAAGCAUUUCUGUCCACUCUUCUGUGCCCCCAGGGUGGUAGUGUGUGUGGGCGGUGUGGGAAGGGGAGUGGGUGUGUGUGGGUGUAUGCUUGGUUGUGUGUGUGUGUGUGUGUGUGUGUGUGUGUGUGUGUUCGUGCGUGCGUGCGUGUUUGUGUCUGCCCUUCCGAACCCCUACCAGCCCUCACCUUUUGCCCCACAAACACAGACAGACAGCUGGGUGGGUGUCAUUGGAUCUGUGUUUAGGCUGUCUGUGCUUAGCUGGGGCUCUGUGUGUGUGUGCAGCGAAGCGAGACUCACACUGCAGGCUUUGGAUGUGUGUGUGGUAGAGAGAGAGAGCGAGCGAGCGAGAGAAAGAGAGAGAAAACUGAAGAUAGCAUGUAGCUGAAACAUUUACUCUAACUUGCUCGCACACUUUUUCACUUUUGUAAAAAAUAAUGUCCCAAGAUUAUUGUUUGCAAUGUGAGGACAGCAUCCCCUCUUUUGACAUGCACAUCUCCUAGCUCCAUGCACCUGCAGCACACUGAUUUAAUUUACAUUUACAUGUUGGUCAUUUAGCAGGUGCUCUAAUGCGGAGCGAUUUAUGGUCAAGAAAUCGAACGCAGCAAUCAUCUCCUUUCGCUGUGUCACUCACUCAUCCACUCAUCCCCAUCACGCCGGCUGAUGCAUAGGGCAGCAACAAAGGCUCUCCACUUUUAUCGGUCUUUGGCCAUCUUCAACAUUGUGCCCUACCACUGCUGAUGUGUGUGGUAUAAAAUGUGUGUGGUAUCUUUUGAUUGGUAUAAAAGUCUAACCAUAUCCCCCUCUCUGUGUGUUCUACAGACGUUCCAUGCUAACACAGACCCGUCUGAGGUGGUGUUGAACCGCGUGCCCCAGCCCGUCCUAGCCCGCUUCGUACGCAUCCGGCCCCAGACCUGGAAGAACGGCAUCGCCCUGCGCUUCGAACUCUACGGCUGCCAGAUCAUAGGUGUGUGUGUGUGUGCGUGUGCACAUAUUUGCGUGUUAGAGAGCGAGCCAUGGGAAAAGAGAUGUUUAAGUUAUUUUGCCUUAGAUACCUGAGCCAUCCUUUACAUUACACCUCUGUCACACUGCACAUCAAAAAAUGUUGAGAGCCACAAAUGUGUUCCGGCAUCUCCUGCCCUGUCAGUGAAGAAGCUUAGAAAAUCCCCUUAGAAGAAAUGGCAGCCGGUCUAUGCAUUAACUACGCAGUAACAUGAGCACGCACACAUAAGAACUCCCGACAGCAACCGGAUCAUUAGUCUAAUCAAAGUUUUACUCCAUUCUCAGCCAGCCAGCGCGUCUCCAAUCACUCCCUCUUCCCUAUUCAUAUUUUCUCUCUAUCUUUCCACUCUAUGUUCCUGCUCUCCUUCCUCUUCUCUUUCUCCUCUCUCUCUCUCCCUCGUGAUCAUUCUUUUCUCUCACUUUCAUUCUCCCUGUCAUUCCAUACUCUGUCCUUGUUUUUCCCUCUCCUCUUUCUCCCUCGCUCUCUCCCUCUCCACCUACUCCAAUUCUCUCUAUCAACCUCCUUUCUUUACCUCUGAAUAAUUCUCUGUCUCCUCUCUGUCUCUCCCGUUUUCCCUCUUCCUCUCCUGCCCUUUCCACUGUCAGGAUGUCAACCUACUUUCUCUCAACCCCUACAAUCUCGCAGAUGCAGUAUGUCACAAGAAAGGGUCACAAUCAAUCAUUCAUGACACUCUUGUUCAGUUGUACAUCUUGAACUGUGAUUCACAGAGAGGGAGAGAGGGAGAGAGAGAGUGUCACUCAUUAGCUAGUAUUGCAAGUGUAUGUUAGACUGGCCUCUCACACACAUACUCACUUGAAGACACACACAAUGGCCUCACGUCGAUUCACAUACACACAUACAUUUCUGUUGCCAUUUAUCCAUAAUUUACAUUCAUUGCUAGUGCUGUGACAUAACAGCAUGAAACUUUGAUCUGUGUACUCUUAAACCGUCAACCCUACUAAUGCUCUCCUCUCUUCUCCUCCUCCUCCUCUCUCUCUUUCUCAUCUCUCGGUCUCACUCCCUCUGUCUUGUCUUGUCUCUGGUCUUCUCUCCGCUGUUUCUCCCUCGGUCUCUUCUCCUCUACCUACCUCUUUCUCUCUCUCUUUCCCUCUCUCUUUCUGCCCUUUCUCUCCUAGUUCCAUCUCUCUCUCCUCCUCCUCCUCCUCCCUCCUCCUCCUCCGUCGUCUCCCUCCUCUCUCAUUGUUUAUUUUACAGUUAAUAUGUGAGGGUUGAAAUGUGAUAGUUUUGUGUAAUGUAUGAUAUUGACCCAAUAAGAGGAUUUUUUUUUUAAUGUCACUUCCCACUCCCCCUCCCUUCCCCACUCUUCCCCGUCCCUCUCCCUCAUCCUCUUCUUCCCCACCUCAAGAUGCUCCGUGUUCAGAGAUGCAGGGCCUCCUCUCCGGCCAGCUCCCCGACACCCAGAUCUCGGCCUCGUCGGCUCGGGACAUGCUGUGGUCCCCUGGGAAUGCCCGCCUAGUGGCCAGCCGGUCAGGCUGGUUCCCCGGACCCGCUCAGCCCCUGGCCGGGGAGGAGUGGCUCCAAGUGGACCUGGGUGUCCCCAAGACGGUCCGGGGGAUCAUUACCCAGGGGGCGAGGGGCGGAGAGGGGACAAGCAGCACGGACAACAGGGCCUUUGUGAGGAAGUACCGCGUGGCACACAGUUUAGAUGGGAAGGACUGGGGGUUCGUCAUGGACAGCAAGACCAGCCUGCCCAAGGUGGGUGGGGGUGAUGUGGGGGUUGUGUGUGCGUGUGUGUCAGUGUAAAGUGUGAUUAUACUCAUUUAAAUCAUCUAUAUAAAGAUUUUUGCCACAGUACCAUUCAAUAUUUAUGCUUUAUUUCUGUAUGUGUUGCAGAUAUUUGAAGGGAACACCCACUACGACACCCCUGAGCUACGGCGUUUUGAGGAGACCCUGGCCCAGUUCAUCAGGAUCUAUCCAGAGAGGUGGUCUCCUGCCGGGAUCGGGAUGAGAGUGGAAAUACUGGGCUGUGACGUGCCAGGUAAGACUUGAGCCCGUGGUCUAGCAAGAACACUCCUGGCUUCAAACUUUCAAUCUGUUACUCCUCUCUGUCAUUUCAUAACUGUCAAAAUGCCCUACAAAUAUAUUAUUUUUUAAGUGCGUGCACGUAUUAUAUAUCAUCUGUGAGUCUACUGGAUACACAAUUUGGGAGUUGGAAAGCAAGUGGAAGUGGAAAAGUGAGGGGGGACUUUGAGAGAGUGAAGGUUAAAGUUACAGGGAGUGGAGAAAGGGUUGGACGGGUUUUGAGGAAUCUGUCCCAAGGGUACCAUGCACACACACACUGCUGGUAUGGUCUGCUAUCCAGAUGUGAGGCAGUAGACACAUCUGGUCUCUCACUGCUCACUACUCCCACUGGGCCUAUGCAGGAGCUACAGCAACAGACAGCUCAACACCUACACACACACACACACACACACACGUACACUCACACACACACACACACACACCUCAACUCCCCUGAGCUGGUUCUAGGCUCCACUCUCUGUUCCCACCCUGACUAGGAUGUUCGUCACACACACACACACACACACACACACACACACAACACUUCAGCUCCACCUGUCACAUAAACACACACACACCCUCACUGCAAGCAUACAGUACACACACACACACACACUCACACACACACACAACUCCCUUGAGCUGGUUCUAGGCUCCGCUCUCUGUUCAACACAUACACAUAAACACAUAAACAGACACAGACAGACAGAUACUAUAAUGGCUCCUAAUGGGCCUACACAGGAUGUGUGUGUGUGUGUGUGUGUGCGCGUGUGUUUGUGUGUAAGGUACACAGCCCUGUUCGGUGGUGUAAGGAUGAUGUGGACCUCUUAAUGUUUCAUCCCACUCUUCUCUGACUCACUCACUACGCCAUUAGAGAGGAGAAACAAGGCCAGAACCCUCCAUUAACACAGAACAAUAGGACACACACACACACGCUCUCUCUCUCUGUCAGUAUAACAGGCUAGCGCCCUUUGUUAGGGACCCUCAGUACCACACCCAUGAUUGGCCUACAUGAAUGACUGACAAGAGAGCUGCACUCCUCCCCUCCCUACAUCUCUCUCUCUCUCUCCUUGCUGUCCUCUGUCACUCCCUCCUCACCCCAUCUCUUCCUGCUCCUGCCCCCAGUGGGGGCUACACAUAGGCCCUGGGAUUCAAACCGGCAACCGUUCACCUUGAGGCUACAGCCACAGCCGUCCCCGAUGUUAACCCUGCCACAUGGAAAAGGCAUUGAGACCAGGUGAAAGCCCUGUGUUAAUGCAAUCUGUCACAGGCUUCUCUUUAUUGGACAUGGAUGAGAUCCCAGAGAGAUGGAGUAGUUUAACACAACACUGGUGUUCAACAGAGCAUUUGGUUCAGAAGUGUUCACAGUGCAUGAGUGGGAGGGUUGGAGUGCUGUGCCUCAUAACAGGAGGGAGGAUUGUAAAUCUUUUGUCACCCCUCCUUUUGUCACCCCUCCUUUUUGCUCCCACCACCUCUCUUUCUCAUUCUCGUUCUUAUUCUAUCUCUUUCUCUACCUUUCUCUGUAUCAGUCUCUCUCUACCUCUCUCUGUCUCUCACUCGCUCUCCCUCUAUCCUCUGUCUUUCUCUCUCUUUCUGUCCUCUCUCUGUAUCUGUCUCUCUCUACCUCUCUCUGUCUCUCACUCGCUCUCGCUCUAUCCUCUGUCUUUCUCUCUCUUUCUGUCCUCUCUCUGUAUCUGUCUCUCUCUACCUCUCUCUGUCUCUCACUCGCUCUCCCUCUAUCCUCUGUCUUUCUCUCUCUUUCUCCUUCCUUUCUCUCUCUAUUGCUCUCUCACUGUUAAAUCCCACACAUGGCUCUGUUCUCUUCUCUCCUCUCUCUGUUCCCACCCUUAGGCAUAGUGCGUGGGUCUGUACAUUUAUUUUUUCUUCAUUCUUUCUCCACUCCUCUGUUUCUCAUCACACAUUCCCCCUCUCUGUUCUCUGCUGUCCAUUCCAGGCUCUUUGGUCUAAUUUCUUACACACACACCUCACACACACUUAUGCACACACACAUGCACACACAUUGAACAUAAAACUCUGCCUGGAUAUCUCUUCUGUCUUCCUUCAAGAUCAACUUUGGAGGUUUCUCUUAGGCUUUGUUUUACAGUCUUCAAGGACAUAUUGGGCUCUAUUUUAACCUUUUACUGCAGUGGGCUAAAUCAGGGUCACACAGAGUGUUUCUCUGUAGUCUUAAACAAAUCUACUUUGAAACAAAAGUAUACACCUCACCACUGUAAAAGAAGACACCAUGUCAGAUAUAGAGUUGAAAUGUAUUCAAUUUACACUUUAUACAGUGCCUUCGGAAAGUAUUCAGACCCCUUUACUUUUUCCACAUCUUGUUAAGUUUCAGUCUUAUUCUAAAAUGGAUUACAUUUUUUAAAAUCCUCAGCAAUUUACACACAAUACCCCAUAAUGUCAAAGCGAAAACAGGUUUUUAGAAAUGUUUACGCAUUUAUAAAAAAAUAAAAACAGAAAUAUCUUAUUUACAUAAGUAUUCAGACCCUUUUCUAUGAGACUCGAAAGGGAGCUCAGGUGCAUCCUGUUUCCAUUGAUCAUCCUUGAGAUGUUUCUACAACUUGAUUGGAGUCCAGCUGUGGUAAAUUCAAUUGAUUGGACAUGAUUUGGAAAGGCACACACUUGUCUAUAUAAGGUCCCACAGUUGACAGUACAUGUCAGAGCAAAAACCAAGCCAUGAGGUUGAAGGAAUUGUCCGUAGAGCUCCAAGACAGGAUUGUGUCGAGGCACAGAUCUGGGGAAGGGUACCAAAGCAUUUUUGCAGCAUUGAAGGUCCCCAAGAACACAGUGGCCUCCAUCAUUCUUAAAUGGAAGAAGUUUGGAACCACCAAGACUCUUCCUAGAGCUGGCCGCCAGCCAACUGAGCUCCUUGUAGGUGAGUCGAUGGUCAUGACAGCUCUAAGUUGUCUGUGAAUUGAAACCUUCGAAGGCACCUCUCGCACACUCACAAUCAGGCCUUUUGAGUGGCCAGACGGAAGCCACUCCUCAGUAAAAGACACAUGACAGCCCACUUGGAGUUUGCCAAAAGGCACCUAAAGACUCUCAGACCAUGAGAAACAAGAUUCUCUAGUCUGAUGAAACCAAGAUUGAACUCUUUGGCCUGAAUGCCAAGCGCCACGUCUGGAGGAAACCUGGCACCAUCCCUACUGUGAAGCAUGGUGGUGGCAGCUUCAUGCUGUGGGGAUGUUUUUCAGCGGCAGGGACUGGGAGACUAGUCAGGAUCGAGGCAAAGAUGAACGGAGCAAAGUACAGAGAGAUCCUUGAUGAAAACCUGCUCCAGAGUGCUCAGGACCUCAGACUGGGGCAAAAGUUCACCUUCCAACAGGACAACGACCCUAAUCACACAGCCAAGACAAUGCAGGAGUGGCUUCAGGACAAGUCACUGAAUGUCCUUGAGUGGGCCGGCCAGAGCCCGGACUUGAACCCGAUCAAACAUCUCUGGAGAAACCUGAAAAUAGCUGUGCAGCAACGCUCCCCAUCCAACCUGACAGAGCUUGAGCGUCAUACCCAAGAAGACUCGAGGCUGUAAUCGCUGCCAAAGAUGCUGCAACAAAGUACUGAGUAAAGGGUCUGAAUACUUAUAUAAAUGUUAUAUUUCUGUUUUUUAAUUGUAAUAAAUGUACAACAAUUUCUAAAAACCUGUUUUUGCUUUGUCAUUAUGGGGUGUUGUGUGUAGAUUGAUGAGGGAAAAACAAACAUGUUUUACAUUUUAAAAUAAGGCUGUAACGUAACAAAGUGGAAAAAUUCAAGGGGUCUGAAUACUUUCCGAAUGCACUGUAUACAUCACAGAAGACAAAAAAUAUGUAUAACACAACUGUUUGACAUAGAAACACCGGAUUUUCACCGGAUUUUUUAAAGAUAAUGUUGAUUAAUUAUGAAAUUAUGAAAAAUAUUAGUAACAUUAUAUGUUUUGAUUCAAAAAGAAAUUAUAGGUGUGACUAGGGCUUGGCCACUCAUUGGCCUAUCAACACAUUUCUUGUUGAUGGCCUUUGCAUUGUCAUCAACUCCAAUUAGGCUGGGGGCAUGGAAUAUUCUCUUCCUAGCACAUUGUGGAUUGAUACAGGUUAUUAAAUAGCAUAGGCUACAGUAAUGAGUAAUAGCAACAGUAAAAAUAAACAUCUAGUGUUUGCUCAAUAUUUUUGGAGUGUUGACAGUCAACAUUGUUGUAAUUGGCUUCAAUGAGUAUAGUAGGCCUUUACGCAUCGCACUUCUCAAAUAACAAAUACUAGGCUCCCGUGAAUUGUAUUGUAUGUGUGAGGCACGUUCUCAAUAAGCAAUAUAUAGCCUAGGCCUACCGUUGAUAUGGCAUUAUAGGACUGAAUAAUUUGAAUAUGUUUGGAGGAGUACAUAAUAAUAAUAUGCCAUUUAGCAGACGCUUUUAUCCAAAGCGACUUACAGUCAUGUGUGCAUACAUUUUUACGUAUGGGUGGUCCGGGGGAUCGAACCCACUACCAUGGCGUUACAAGCGCCAUGCUCUACCAAUUGAGCUACAGAGGACCACCCAUACGUGGCAUCUUUGGUAACUGGACAAGAUGUGCUCUUUGGAAAUGGGGAUGUAUACAAGCCGAAUGGAGUAGCCUAUGCACCGCAGGUAGGUCUAUGUGAAUUGUGAAUAAUGCGAAUUCAUGACGAGUAAAGCCUCACGAUUGGACCAUUUAGACACAUUUUAUGGAUAGGCUACUUGGCUAAUGCAUGGCCAUGAUAAGAAAGACACCAGACACAUUGCUGUUGAACCAGCUUUCGUUAUAGUAGAGUAAGGGUAGCCUAUAAGGGCUUGUCUUUUAAUCAAACGAAACAGAAAACAAGCAAUUGUUACAUGAACAUUACAAACACUUAAAUGUUUCUAAAUACGAGUGUCACCAUGUUAUCUCAUCUCUCUUUCCAUGAUGGGCAUAUAGCCUACAUGGAGGGGUUUUUAUGCACAUCCAAAAUAAUAACAGGAGCUGGCUAAAAUGUAAAGUGAUGCCUACUGUAGAUUAAAAGGGGAUGUCCGCUCACUGUUUUGCGGCUCCCAAACUUGAUAUUUUAAUAAAGCUUUGGUGAUGAAGAUUUAUUUCAAAGUGAGCGAAUGCAUUGAGCAGGACAAAAAAAAACAGCCUUCAUUGAGAGGAGGGGAGGCUAUGCUUGGUUUUUAAUAAAAUGAAACGAAAUGGUUUAUGGGCACAAAAAGUACAUCUCUCUUGUUCCAUGUGCAUAUGGGCACUGUGCGUCAUGGCUGGAUAGGCUGCACUUCUGCUGUCAAGAUCCAUGCCAAAGAACAGCUUUUGGUUUGUCUUAAAUAUCCCCACCAGCGCUGCCUGAAAUUGGCACUUUGGCGCACACCUCAAAUAUUGCCACCCCUCCCACCUCAGCACAAGCGAGCUCAUAUAAGACAGGUAAAUUACCAAUCCUGGCGCUAGGGUUUGAAAAUAGAAGAGCGCCGGCUUUAACAGGUCGAAAUUGCAAACGAGCAUGUUUGACAAUUGCACUGGCUUAAUGCCUGCUGGAAAUAGAGCCCAUUGUCCUAUUCCUUUUGAUAAUGAUAAUCCAGAUAGAGAGAGAGAGAGUGUGUUUGUGUUGUGUGCAUGUGCGUGUGCAUGUGGGGAUGAUGCUAAGGCUUUGCUGUGUGUGUUUGUGUAUCUGCACUCUUGUAUGCGCCAGCGUUUUCUCCCUUACAAUGUGACUCGGGUGUCACAGGGGGUGGUGACCUCACUCUUAUACCACUUAACCCUACAUGUCCGGCAGGGGGGGAAAACAUAAUUUUUUCCCAGCAUGCACUCUGUCAUCUGUAGGAGUUGUGUGAGUGCGUGGGAGUGUGUGGGUGGGAGUGCGUGCGUUUGUGCGUUUUACAUAUUUUGCUGAGUCAGAUUCUUCGGAGAGAACGAUGGCAGUUUUCCAGAAGAGAAGGAGCGGCGUGGGGGGAUUGAGAAUGGUGAGAAGGGGUGAGGGGGUUGAGCGCUGUUCAGUGUAUUCUCUGUAACAUAACAGUUCCCCUGGUGCCAUUUGUAUCAAGCGUCUCAGAGUAGGAUUGCUGAUUUAGGAUCGGUUUUGCGUUUUAAAUCACAAUAAAUGACAUAACAUAGAUUGAGUGCUGAGUAGAUCCUAGAACAGCCUUCCUACUAUAAGACACUUAAUACAUAUGGGCCCUGUACUCCUUUCCGGUCUGAAGUGCAGUGCUUUGAAGGGGCUGUUCCUGCAUGAGGGUCCCUCUCCCUGCAUGAGGAGGCCUUCUGCUGCAUGAGGGGACCCUCUACCUGAAUAAGGAGGCCUUCUCCUGCAUGAGGGGAUCCUCUCCCUGCACGGUUAGGCCUUCUCCUGCUUGAGUCGGACUUCUGCUGCAUGUGGAGGCCCUCCUGCACGAGGUGGCCUUCUGCACAAGGAGACAGGCACAGUGAUACUGUAUAAGGGAGGCCUCUCGGUGCAGCUCUGUAGCUGUUUCCUCACACAUGUCAAGGAGUGGAGAGCCCUCGGGGAGAGGCAGGCGGGUCAUAGCUCCUCGUCACUCUUCCGUUACCCCUGACACCUCUAUCACACACGCACACACUCAUACACACACAGAGACACGCACACACAGACACACACACACCCCUGUCACACCCUACAAAGGUCAAGCCGUUUACACUGUGACAAGGCCUGACCUUUGAAGCACAGAGAUGCAAUGGCUUGGAGGAAUGGCUUGCGCUAAGGGAGAUAAAAUAAUAGGAUACAUGGAGAGAACAGAGGGAGAGGGAAAAAGGGGAUAGCAGAACGAGGGAGGCUCUCGGAUGUGAAAAAGGUUAGGGAGGAGUAGGGGGUUAACGUAUUGCCGGUGGGGUCCCCGUAGCUCCUUGGUGAUUAAAAUCUGAUUAGCCAACUAAUUGCCUCAGUAAAGGGUGUGACAUUAACGUUAGGCUAAUGUCACUCAGUCAGAGACCUCAACAGCUGGGCACUAUCCUUUCAUGUAGCGGUAUUUAGUUGUGUUUCUCCACAGCUCCAGACGUCCGGCUGCGUUCGUUUAAUUCAUUUCAUCCGUUUCAUUUGUUUCCUCACAGGAAGUUGUGUCACGGUAAAAUGUCGACGGAUCAAUCGACUAUGGUGUCCAUGACUAUGGUGUGGACAGCCUCAGUCUCAGCAGGACUCGUUUCAUUCUCAGCAGGACUUGUUUCAAUCUGUCCUAAUAUGGACAACGUAAUCAACUUCCCUCCAUGUUUGUUGUCGUCGGUGUUUCUCAAACGCUGCUAAACGCUAAUAGUGCUAGCCAUGCCCAGGAAGCAUCAUUACACUGAUGUAGCUAUUAGCUAGCAGGCUAGCAGCUAUGUCUUUGGACUGCAGAUGCAUCCAGAUUCUGCAAUAGCAGUCUUGCUUUCCAGAUGUUUGCGUGUGAGUUUGGUGUCUCUCUCUAGUCAUUGCACUCUCCUAAAUGACGUCUCUCCUAAAUUACAUCUUGGGGAAAGAAAUGUUUUGCCAUCUUGGAUACACAUUUUUACAUAGAAAUCACCUCACUUCAAUUGCACUUAUGAGGGAUCAGAAAGCACAAGUUGAAUGUACGGUAUACUCUGCAGUGGUUCCCAAACCUUUGGAACAGAGCCUGGAACAGAGUUUUCACAAAUUCCCAUGAUGUGAUAAAUUGGGCCAUUGGUGUAUGAUAAUAUGAUUAGGACCUUGGUUAGAUUGUGGUUAGAAAGCAGAGAUGACCCAAACCUUUCCCUCUGUCAUUGCAUAACAAAACCAGAGUUGUCCCAUCUGGUCCCAAUAACAUGCCCACUUAUCCCGAUAACAUUCCUAAUGCAGUCUGUAGACCAUGUGCCGCUGGAAGGAGUGUGUGUGUGUGUGUGUGUGCAUGCGUGUGUGUACUCGCAUGCAUCCAUGUGUGUGUGUCCGUGCAUGCUCGUGUGUGUGAUCAUCCAUUCCAAGGUGAACUAGCUAGGCUCAUCCAUCACCCAUGGAGCCAGAGGUGUCUGGCCUGUCCUACCAGGGCCCCAGCCGCUGGUCUGACUGGGCUGUGGAUGGAGGUGGAGACAGUGGAGACGGUCGAGACUCAUGGAGGCAGGGAGAUGUCUGGGCUAAAAGACCCAUGGAGGGAGGGAGAUGUCUGGGCUAGGAGACACAACAUGACUGGGCUAUCACCGCCUGGCUUAGCCUGUCACGUCUACUGGGAGGGGGAGGGAGGGAGGGAGGGAGGGAAGGAGGGAGGGAGGGAGGACGGGAGGGAGGGAGGGAGGGAGGGAGGACGGGAGGGAGGGAGGGAGGACAGGAGGGAGGGAGGGAGGGAGGGAGGGAGGGAGGGAGGGAGGGAGGGAGGGAGGGAGGGAGGGAGAAAUUGUAUUCAUGGGCAAACUGUUGAUUAGUCAGAAAGCUGUGGUCACAUUCACAGAGCGGUGUUGUUUAAUUGAGUAUGCUUCAUUGAGUAUGUUUCAUUGAGUAUGUUUCUUUGAGUAUGUUUCAUUGAGUGUGAGUGUGUGUCUUGUAUGAAUUUGAGUAGAACUUUGUAUGUUACAUUUUGAGCAUCUUGGAUGUAACUGGCAACACUUAUCUUGUCUCCAUAGAAACCAGCACACUGGCCGACACAGCCACGCCCACUUUGUCUGGUCCAAUGGAGAGUAGCACCGCCCAGCGGUCGGGCAGAGGUGAGUGUCUGUAAGCCUGUUGUGUGGAAAUGUUGCAUAUAGAUAAGUUAUGUUUGUAUGUAUGUUAUUGUAGAAUGUUUAAUGGUUGAUGUCUCUCUAUCUCUCUCUCUCUUCUCUCUGUCUUUCUCCGUCCCUCUCCCACCCUUUCUCUCCAGGAGCUAGCUCCUCCCCUCCGUCCAUGGGUGGUGUGUGUGACUUUGAGCAGGGUCUGUGUGGCUGGACUCACGACCCCAGCGCCCCGCUCCAUUGGUCCCUCCACAGCAGCUCCAAAGCCCCAGCCCAGGGCCCCAGCCUGGACCUCGCUCUGCCCCCCACCGGUGAGUCUCCUUGAGCAUAGCACAGCUAGCUUCCCCCCCUAAGUCAGGGUUGGCAAAGGUGGUUCACCACAACCAUCUUCAGAAGGCAAGAAAGAGGUUAGAUAGCCACUUGGGCUAAUUUAGCUUGAUAUACAGUAAAGUCCUUGUUUGGUGUUUGUAAACAUGUGGGUGUACAAAAACUCUGUUUGAGCCCCAGCCGAGGCUGAUUUUGUGACUUAUAAACACACAACCACACAGACAUACAAACACGCACACACACACACUUAUAAUGUGUAACUCAUCCACUCUGCUCUAUGUGACUGCGCUAUAACUCUGUGAUGCUAACGGGGCGUUCCGGGAGCGUUCUGGGCAGGAAAAAGUUAAGACCCAGUAGCACUUAUUAACUACAGAGACAAGAGGAAAAACCAGGAAAACCAUAUUCCCAGCCGCGCCUUCCUGCCCCUCGAUUACCUUGCAGGCAAAUCUCUGGCUCCCUAAGUAGACUUCCAUGUACUUAGAGCAAUUAUUAAGUUCCCUUUAUACAUACACCCGGAUCAAAAAAGAGUGAAGCUUUUGGCAUAUUAAUUAAAGAUAUGAGCAGUUUGGAGUUUUUCUUUGAUGUUUUCUUACACUGACUGCGCAAUGAAUGGCAUCCUAUUCCCUAUAUAGUGCACUACUUUUGACCAGGUCCCUAUGAGCCGGUCCUAUGGGCCUUGGUCAAAAGUAGUGCACUAUUAUAGGGAAUAGGGGGCCAUUUUGGACUCAGCCACUGAGGGUUAAAGGGAUUGUUAUCCUGACCUUGUUUUAAAAUUCAUUGGUUUUGAUAUAUUUCAAAUGGGGCCCAUGAAAGAUUUAACAAGCUGCAGCUGUGAAGAGUGAAAAGGGGAGUUUCAGGACCAUUCUGCUUGCGCUCAAGGGCGUUCGGAAUCUCUGAUGUCACCUGGGCUUUAGAUCAGGGAAUCUCUGGGAUGUAGGUUGAGGAUCGUAGCCAAAACAUCCAAUCGGAUCGCUCUGUUAAUGGUUAGCCUAAGACUCUCUCUCUCUCUCUCUCUCUCUUGCUCUCUCGCUCUCAUUUUCCAUUUCUGUCGCUCUCACUCUCCCUCUCUCUCUCUCUCCCUGUCUAACUUUCCUUUCUCUCUCUCUCUCAUGACCCAGAAAACCCAGACCCAGUAACCUCUUGAUCUCUUCCUCUAAAAUGUAAAAACAUAACAGCUGGAGAACUAGCGCCAUAGCAUAUCAACGUGUGGUGCUGGCGGCGUCGAUAACGAGGCCUGUGUUUGUAGAUUGAGUUCUCGUUGUCUUCGCUCGCUGCAGGAGACUGCUGAGAAAAUUGAUUAAUAAUGCUGUUGCAUCAUAUCACGCGAACGCGCCCCUCUCGAUUAUGAGCUGUCUGCUGAACAAGCUGUGGAACAAUGGGGGGAGCUUUCAGAGACGCUGGGUUCACCCGAGGUGUAGGGAGAGGGGGGAUUCUGCAAACACAUUAAGAUCAGUUUGAUAAAGUGGGGAUGUUUUCUGUGUGGUGAAGACCCACACAUACACACACACACAGUCACACACACACUUGCAUUCACACACUCGCGCACACACACACACACACUCACACACAGAUAGACACACAGAGAUAGACAGUGCCGUAUGGUGCUUCAUGGGAGGGCUCCUUACAAACACACACACUCUGUGGUGUUUGGAAGGGCCAAGGGAGACCCUGUCACACACACUGUCUGAUGUGACACACACACUAGAGAGCAGAGGGGGGGGAUGCCAUCUUGGAGGAAGCCUUCUUCCCCUCCAUAGUUACGACUGUGUGAUCUGCUAGACAGACUAUUAGAGUGGCUACAGACAUACUGCACAGUAUGAUACACACUUGAAUGUACUUAAGCUUUCUCUCCCUCUCACAUACAAUAACAAUUUCAGUGGUCUCCCAGAUCCAAGUUAGGUGCAAAUUCUAGAGUGUACAUUUCCUAGACAAAGUGUCAAAUUGAUUACAAGUGAGUUAUCUGCAUUUACAUUGUGGAUGCUGAUUGCUGUCCUUAUACAGGUAGUCUAAACCUUUAAUAUAAUCGAAUAAACUAUUUAGUUCCCUCCACGACAGCACAUUAUUUUUACGAUGUACAUGUAGCUACAGUAACUAUAACAUAGACACAAAAGAACCAUGCUGAAUUCAGUUUGCAAUUUAUUUGUCUAUAAAAAAUAGUCAAGCUUGUGGUUCCACAGCUUAUGCUGUGAUCCACACAUUGAAUGUUCUGUGUUGGACUGAGUCUUUUGGCAGUGACACUGACCCUCCAUUUUAGGUUAAAACUACCCUUAGAGUCCCUCACAUUUACAUCCUCCUUCUCUUGUGGUCAGAGUCCUGGUCAGAGUCCUGGUGAGUGCUGCUGCUCCUCUUAUCACCACCAUCUCUCUUAGUGAAGGCUGCUGAUUGGUUGUUGGAGACUGCUGUCUGGCUCGUAGCUGUCUGACUAGUGGAUGAUUGUUUAGUGGCUGUCUGGCUCGAUGGCCAAAAUGCAGCGGCAUUCUGCUGGCUAGAUGACCAAAAUGUAGCGGCUGCUGAUUGGCUGGGCCAGACUGUCGUGUUGGUAGUGGUUGCUGAUUGGCUGGGCCAGACUAUUGUCUUGGUAGUGGCUGCUGAUUGGUUGGGCCAGACUGUUGUCUUGGUAGUUGCUGCUGAUUGGUUGUGCCAGACUGUUCCCUGGCCUUUAGCUGAUGAUUGGCUGGGCCAGAAUGUUGCCUGCCAAGUGGCUACUGAUUGGCUGUUGUCUUUCACCUCCACAACAACAUCGACAUCCAUUGGCUCCACAUCCUGAUGACAAGGCACUUGAUUGCUGUUGUUGAUCUGUUGAUCAACAUCGACAUCCAUUGGCUCCACAUCCUGAUGACAAGGCACUUGAUUGCUGUUGUUGAUCUGUUGAUCAACAUCGACAUCCAUUGGCUCCACAUCCUGAUGACAAGGCACUUGAUUGCUGUUGUUGAUCUGGGGCCCCUCUUUCCAGUCCAUAAAAUUGUCCUGGUCUUGUCCAUAGCUGGAGUUUGACUGGAAGGUGGCAGGGGCUGAGUUGGGCUGGAACUGGCAAGCAGAGGGGGUACUCAAAAAUCUACUUUGCCAUAAUCAAUAAAUCACAUUGUACUUAUAAAGCCCUUUUUACAUCAGCAUUUGUCACAAAGUGUUUUAGAGUAACCCACCCUAGACCCAGGGCUCUGGUCAAAACUAUUUCACUAGCUAUAUAGGGAACAAGUUGCCAUUUCAGGCUACUCACUAUAAUCUAGGCCAAACAAACCUGGUUCAGGAUCUGGUAGGGAGCCACUCCAGGCACGGGAGAUCCUCCAGUCAUCUGUGUGAUCAGCCAUGAGGCAAGAACGUCCUUAGGAACCAUCGUCAACAAUGAGAAGGGAUGGAGGGGCCCAAACUGGCUCAGAUAUUGGAGAUAGCUCAUUAUUGCAAGAACUUGGUAUAAUUAUUAAAUCAAAGAUAGUUCAGAGCAGAAAGCAAUGUGAUAGGCAAUGCUUUCAAGUGUCUAAAUGAUAUGGUUGAACUCUAGAACGUUGCUUCACAGGUGUUCUGUUGACAUCACAGCUGCAUCACAAUCGAGGUCAAUGACUAUGACAUCGUGCACUGUACUCAAGUUCAUAGAAUUCUGUUUCUAUGGCUUCAACUAAAAAGCAAUGAAGGCCCAUUCCUUAAUAAAAAGUAGUUUUCUAUUAAAAAAAAUUAAAUACAUGUUUUCUAUGAAGCUGAGGGAUGGAGCUGGAGAAAUGUAAUAACCGAACAAUUCGUAGAUGGAGCUAUAGAUGCAAGGACUGAAAGUCCAUGGGGUCAAAAUGAUAGUUUUAAUCAUAUUUUGAAGAUAGACAUUGUUUACUCAGACAUUGUUUACAAUUUACACCUGAUGUCUGGGUACAGGGGACAUAUCAUAUACUAUUUAUAUUUGACAUAUAUUACAUAAUUCCAUGUCAGGUUGUAAUAUAUAACGGUUUAUUCAUGAACAUUCAGUUGGAAUAUGGUGAUGCUAAUAUCCAUAACUUCAUUGUACCUAGUGCCUCUUGGACAAUAUUCACACACACACACACACACACACACACACACACACACACACACACACACACACACACAAUGAUUUUUAUCUGUAGUUCUCUGACCUAACUGCUCUAACACACACUGCGAUAAAGCACAGGUGAUCUUGUCAGGAAUGUGUUGAUACUGGACCAUCGGCCACUUAACUCUUAGAAGAAUUCACUCUACACACACACACACACACACUCCCUGUCAGGUUCAAUCCCACAAAGGAUUCCAAGUCCACAUCCAAUUUACUAACUAAACAUCCUUUCUGUAAACAACUGUCUGUGUUUAACACAAUGCUAUUGUGUAAGUGUUCUACCUGAAUACCAAUGGGAAUGGCUCCCUUGGGUUGGCUGUGAAUUCAUGACCUUCCCUUAGUGCUUGACUCUCUCACUGACCCUAUUCUUCUGUUAGGCGUGUUUUGGUAUGUAUCAUAUCCCUGUGCUAUUGUAGGUCUGACCAUGUAGUUGUGGUAUUAUUAUUGUGUGUGAGUGUGUGUGCAGAUGCGCUGAUGUGCGUACGUGUGUGUGUACACUCCCUCGUGUGUGUGUGCACGUGUGCCUAUGUGUAUGUAUUGCCCAUACGUGUGUACACGUACUGUGUUCCCCUCACUGCAACAUCUCAAGUCUCUAAACCCACCACUGCAUUGUCCCCCCCCCAUCCCCCCACACAGACCUGAACAGCUACCUGUACAUCGAGGCCAACACCAAGACGGAGCAGCAGCGAGCCAGGAUCCUAAGCCCCGUGGUGGGGCCCGACACGGGGCCUCUCUGCCUGCUCUUCUCCUACCAGCUGUGGGGAGAGGCCCAGGGCACCCUGCACGUCCUGCUCCGCGAUGCCCACCACGAGGAGACCCUUCUCUGGGCACUCCGCGGCGACCAGGGCCCCGUCUGGAAGGAGGGCCGCACCAUCCUGCCCCGAUCCCCCAAGGAGUUCCAGGUAUUCGAGCGUUGGCAUACUCCCUUCUCCCUUCCAAAAAAAGAGUCUGUGAAGAGUUAGCUGGAGAAACAAGUAGAAGUAGUAUAUUAGUAGUGGUUAUGUGUUGCAGUGGUCCAUACUCAUGGUUAUCGAUUCUAUGUAUAAGAUAUAUCCCUGCAUCCACAUGUAGUUAAUUUGCUUCUUCCUCCUCCUUCCCCUACUCUUCCUCCUCCUCCUCCUCCUUCCCCUACUCUUCCUCCUCCUCCUCCUCUCUUCCUUCCUCCUCCUCCUCCUCUUCCUCCUCCUCCUUCCCCUACUCUUCCUCCUCCUCCUUCUCCUCCUCUUCCUCCUCCUCCUUCCCCUACUCUUCCUCCCUCCUCCUUCCUCCUCCUCCUCCUCCUCUUCCUUCCUCCUUCCCCUACUCUUCCUCCUCCUCCUUCCCUACUCUUCCUCCUCCUCCUCCUUCCCCUACUCUUCCUUCCUCCUCCUCCUUCCCCUCCUCUUCCUCCUCCUCCUCCCCUCCUCCUCCUCCUCCUCCUCCUCCUCCUUCCCCUACUCUUCCUCCUCCUCUCAGGUGGUUAUGGAAGGCUUCUUUGACCGCGGAACCAAGGGCCAAAUCAUGAUCGACAACAUCCACAUGAGUUCUGGUACACCUUUGGAGGAGUGCACACGUAAGUCUGCAGAUCAUACACACACUCACUCACACACAUACAAACAUGUGUACACACACACAUACAUGUGUACACACACACCUGACCCUCCAGCACCCCGGUUAUUUUCCUCCAUCAUCCCACCACCACACCACUCAACUUCUGUUCCCCCCUCCAUCUCUCUCUCUCUCUCCAUCAUCCCUUCAUUCCUUCUCUACCUCCGUCUCCUCCUCCUCUCCUCCCCUGGAGUCCCCGACCUGUCACUCCAGUUGUGCUCUAAACACCCCACACACACACAAACACAAACACACACCCCAAGUUCCCUCAGCAGAGUCUUGGGUACAGACUGACUGGUACUUCUGAAAGCCGGAGCGAAGAGAUGAAAGGAGAGAGAAUGAACGAAAGAGUGGAGUGUUAUUCCUCUUCCAGAAAAGGAAAGGAAGAAUAGAAAGUAGGCCAUAAACGCCCCGUGGGCCCCACCAUGCUAAUCUAUGUUUCAUUAGAUAUCUUCGUCUCCUUUCCUCUCGUAUCUGUAAACAGAGCUUUCCAGAGCCGUCAAAGCAAUAGCUCCUGCGCUGGUGUGUGUGUGUGUUUGUGUGUGUGUGUGUGUGUGUGUGUGUGAGUGAGCUGGGCUUUUUAAUCUAGCCAGAGCAGGGGGGUUUAGGAGUAGGUCUUAAACAGAUCACAGACAGACCGUGGGUUCCGAGCCAAAAACCUGCCAUCAUCUACAUUAACUUCCAAAUCCGAACAUCAGGCCAUAGAGUUGGGCUGUGUGUGUGGGUGUGUGGCGGGGGGGUUGUGUGUGUUAGUGAGUGUGCGUGUGCACUUGUGUACGGUAGUGUGGUUCUGAGAUGAAAGAUGAAAACCCGUCCCCCCUAUGUCAACCGGUGCGGAAGUGCCUCCACUCUUCUCCCCCUCUCUACCCAUUUCCUCCUUCUUCCUCCUUCCCAAGGCAUGCUGGGAGUGCUCUUAUCAACCAGCGCAGUCGAGUUUGUUCACAGCACAUUGGUGUUACCGCCAAAAAGGCCCCACGUCCCAAGUCUCCCCUCUCACAGGCCCCCAUUCUUUUUGUUGCCAUUCCAAGUCAAUAAGGCUGAACGUUGUGUGUGCAGUCAGCCAUCCAGGCAGCAACCUUCCCCAGCUUAACUGGACUCCACCGAUAAACAACUUUGAAUGACUCAAACUUCACACAGUCGCCCUCCAAGUCUCCCAACUCACAAUCACACCCUCUUUGACAUUACAUUCUACCCCAUUAACAUACAUACCCACAUGCUCUUUCAUUCUAUUUCUUUUCAGUUGCAGUACUAAGAAAGUUGUCAAUAGGCUAUAGAGUGAUAUCAGUGCCAACAGAAAUUGAAUCCGAAUUCAACAAUUUGUCUAAAUGUUUUUGGCUGACUUUCCUAGCUAUUAUUUAGGUUAUAAACAGUCUUGUUUGUUUCUUUAUUUCUCUCUUUCAGAACCCUUCGCUGCCUUCCCUCCUGACAUGACAGGUGAGUUUUCUCCCCUUUAGCCGUGUAAUGAUGUCACUUCCUGUGCAUAUGUUUCUGCUUCCUGCUCGCUGCGCUGCACUGUACAGCUUUGGCUCAUGGGAGCUUUGCUUGAUGGCACCCAUGUGACAAGCCCGGUCCAACCAAUAGAAAUGGGUGUGCAAGAGCUGUGUUCGCCGCUUGAUUAAUGCUGCCUUGGUGACAAACGAUUCCAAAAAUCAUCAUCAGCAUCCAGACAUCAUCAAAUGACAUCAGAGCCCACUGAAUCCAGCAGAAUCCAGUUUAUUGCAGAGAAAUUCAGACUAUUGCUUUGACAUCCAUGGUUUUAAAAUAACUGUCUGCCUCAAUAGAAAUAUUGGGAGAGCUAUAGGGGAUUGAUGUUAUUGCUUGAUAUAGCGUUUUUGGCUGCUGGUUCUAAUAAGAUAAGAGUGUGUGUGUGAUGUGUGCAAUUUCUUCCUCCACCGUGACGCACCCACACACACACACAGACUCUCACACACAUACACAGACUCUCACACACACACAGAGUCAUACACACACACAUGCACGCACACCCACACAGACACACAAAAACACACACACACACACUCCCUAGUGAAAAGUAAUCAAAUAGAGUGACUGAGCUGCGACGCCGGUGUCUCUCUCAUCCUCUCAGCUCUGUCUAAUGAGCGUGUGCACAGUGCAGUGGCAGGUACACGCACCAUUUCCCUCUGUAAUUAUGUGACAUGGUCGAAUACUCAGGGUGGCUUCAAAUCUACACCGUACAUGGAGUCUCUCAGCUAUCUCUCACUUUCUCUAAUUCUCUCUCUCUCUCUGUCCCCAUCUGUAUGACUCUCUCUCUCUCGCUCUCUCUCUCUCUCGCUCUCUCUCUCUCUUUCCCGUUCCUUCUCUCGGGCUCUUGAACUGAUGGUUUUGGUCCAUUUUCUUAGCUUAGACCAAAGAGUGCUUGGAAACUGUUGUCGGCAUAUGAUUUCACAUACCAGACCUGUAUGAAUAGGAGAGCUUAAGCCUUGAAAGACGUUGUUAGGGCGAUUGCGCAAAGAAUGUGAGAAGGGUUCAAAGGAUUGAAGUAGAGGAGCUGUGUUGGGGUGUUGGGUGGGUCUCCGCUGAGAUACUUCUUGGCUUGAAGAGGAAAGAACUGGCCAAGAGAGAAACGAAAACAAAGACUAGAACAGAACAGGGCAAUGUGUCUUCCAAAGAAAUCCACAUGAACCUGCCAAACACAAAUUCCAUCACUGUCUCCAAAUUAAAGAGAGAAAGAUCCAGAACAUUUCUAUUUAGGCUCCAUGGGGUCUUAUGAUUGGUCAGUGGAGCAUUGGAACUUCCUGUACCAACAGGAAGUAGUGGCUCCUCAUUGGGCAAAAAUUAUUUUACUUUAUCAGCGUAGUCACGUAACAUUGCAUCAAGGUGACUUUUCAAUUGAAUUUACAAAAAGUCAACAAUUUACACAAUUUGUGUCUUGAUCCAACCCAGGUUUCAAUCAUAAAUCGACCACAGGGCUUGACACCUCUUUGAUUUGAUUGCUUACAAACUGAAUUGAUGUUUGUUGACAAGUUAAUUAGGUAUCAAUUCAUAUUGGGCAUUGUUCAGACGUCUUUGUCCAGUGGGUCUCUUGUGUGUGUGUAUCUGUGUGUGUGUGCGUGCAUCCGUUCUGUUACAGCUAAUUAUCAUGCCCUUUGUUUCACACCAAAUUAUUACAUGAGAGCUUUAUUCAUUGGAGCAUUGGAUCAAUUCAACCCCCCCCAGACUAAUUGAAAAUCCGUAGCUAUACUCUACUGCUCUUGGUGUGAAAAUCACCUCUCUCACCAUCGACUGCAACCCAAGCUUCAGCCAUAAGAUAAAGAAAACCCUGGAUGCAUUUGAUUUAAUUUAGCCAUUAUCUGUGAUGAAUACUUUUUUUCCGUUUGAGCCGGCAUGCUUGUGCAUGCCCAUGUGCUCGUAUGCCUGCUGUUCAUGUGAUGGAAAGCCACAGGGGAGAAAUAAAACACAAAAACAAAGCAGUCCAUUGGAUGUGCUUUGCUUGCCUCCUCUCUCCUCCCCCCGAGCCAACAUAUUCCUUAUCUCUCCACCAGGGGGAGGUGUUCCUGGCGGGAGUGACCCCACAGUAGACACGUUGGCGCUGCCACUCAUACCCACCCUCUGGUACUACCUCGUGGCCGCCGGGGGUGCCCUGAUACUCCUGGCAGUGGCCAUCUUGGUACGGGUGCUCUGUUGCCAUCGACGAAGGCUGGCAGCGAAGAAGAGCCAGCUCUCGGUGGCCUACCACAGCCAAUCCCAGUACUUUCAGUACUCCCAGUCCUCAGCCAGUAACCCGGUAACAGCCGCUCCAGGGACGGAGCCCGUGCUCACCGUGAGGCUAGACAACCACAGCCACCAACAAUAUGCCCUCUGCUGAAAGGAAGAGGCGGGGCUUAAAGCUAAACCCCUCCCCUUUUGAUGACAUGGAUCAUGGAUGAUGCAACGGGGAACAAGGAUCGGAGUGGUAUUGACAGUGACAUUUUCUGUUGGGUCCUGCUUUCAUCAGCAGUGGAUGUUACUGUUCACAGACUAACUCUUCUAACACUAUUUCUAUAACUUUAAUCUGUCUACGGACUAUGGAUGUAGUUUUGGUCACUGUUUUUUAUGGGGGACUUGGUCGUUGACAUUUCACACUUCAAGCUGUGGUGAUGUGAUUCAGAGAGAUAUCAAGCCAUCUAUAUGAGUGGCUCGUUUCAAACCCAAUCUCCAGCCUUACAGGACUAGUGGUUGUAGUUCUGGUUCCUACCCCCUGGGCUUCCUGGAAUCACGCCAGCAUGGACACACUUAGUGUGGGCUAACCUCCCGGCCCGGUGUGGGUGAAGUGGUUCAGCCAUGUAAAACCUCCAGCGCUGUCAGACCACAAACAGACAAGCGAGAGAUACUGUUCUACUGACAGCUCUGCUGGAACACUGAGAGAGAAAGAGAAGAGAGAGAGAGACAGAGACAGAGACAGAGAGAGAGAGAGGAGGGGGAACGUUACAAAGUCAGAGACAAUGGAUGCGCUACAGGAGCGACUUCAUUAUAAAGAUAGUGCUUCAGGACAGGCUGCUAAGAUGUCAGUGUUACUAUUACUGAAGGAGAUGUUAAAUAGAUACACUGUAACGAUGAUAUAUGUUUUGUUUAUUGUGAGUGGACCGGGUUAUGUAAGACAAUAUAGGAUUCUUCUUGCGUUGCAAGAAAGCAUGUUUGAAUAUGAAGUUGAGCUUUUUUGUGUCACUCUUAUUGACCUGAGGAAUUAAUCUCAAUCACGCAGCUCAAGAAUAAUAUUUUAGUAGUCCCACACCGGAAACCCCACAUCCAGCUUUUGAUUGAAUAUUACCCCUCAGUCAGUCUGUGAGCGGAGUCCCUGUCUUUAUAAUGUCAUCAACAUCAUCAUCAGUGAUAAAUGCUCAUUCCCACAUUGUUUGUGUUCUAUCUUGGUUCCCGGGUGUGUUCGAUGACAGAGAUCCACUCCCUUCCAUUCAACACACACCAGCCACUUUAUUUGUUCCUUGUUGCCACAAACUGGAAACCGAAACCCCAGUGAAAGCCAAGUGGAAGAGGCGCUUUUUUUUUUCUCAAUGUGAAUAUGUAUUUGUGUUCAACGGACGUAAACAGACACAGCUGUCCACCAUCACUACCUUCUUCUUGAUUUAUACUUUGACUAAAUCUCACAAUACUCCAUAAAGUUAGAUUGAGGGCUCUUCUAUCAUUGCAAUUAUUUGCUCAGUAUAAUUUGUUGGCUGACGGGAAUUGAAUUCUGGGGUCUGUCCUUAACCCAUAGGAAGUCCCACCCAGUUGACGACUUUCAACAAAAUGUUGAAAGUCCUCAAUGGCGCCACCCAUGCGAAAACAUGUGGCAAGUGAGCCCUCUAUCCAACUCUAUGCAAUACUCUCAAACAGCUGGAAGCCAUUUGUUUUUUUUUCUUCUGUUGCGUGUACUCUUAGUUGAGAAUGCUCCAAAACAUCAUGGAAACCAGAGACAAAAUAUAAACGAUGCUUCCCAAUAACUUAAGAUGGAUGCUAGCGGGAUGCAUCCCUCAUUAGAACAUUGAGGGCAUAAACAAAAUGGCAAAGAAUCUAAUGAUAUAAAAACUGGUGGCCAAGAGAAUUGGAAAUAUGUUUAAAAUGGGACCAGACCCAAUUAUGAUAAUAGUUAGCACAUAUUUAAGUUGGUUUGUUAGUGGUUAUGUAGAGCUGUGAGAAUCAGAUGGCCCUUAAAGGGGAAGUUCACCCAAAUUACAAAACAGUGGCCAUGUAAACAAAGCCUAAGCAUGGAUUCCAUAGACUGCUUUCAGGGGAAGAAAAACAAUAUUUAAUUUUGUAGUUUGGGUGAACUAUCCCUUUAAUGAUAAACAGUUAUCUAUCUCACCAUUAUUGUACAGCCAGAGGUAGUUUAGCGCAAUACCUGCCCAUUUAACCCAUUUAACCACCAAAUAUGUCAGACGUGUUCCGAUCUCAAAAGUAGUCUAAUAUCAAGAUGAGUCCACGUCCCAUAGUUGUGUAGAUCCAGCUAAUUUAUAUGCCUCAACCCCGAAUGAGUGGAAAAGAUAAACACCAAAUAAAAUCAGUAAAUGAUGGUGCUUCCAUUUACAACCGAUGGCCUGGGAUGUGAACUUAUCUCAACAUAAGACCAAUUCCCAGGUCUGAACGCAUCUGACAAACUUUGAGUUUGGUAUAAACUGUCCCUUUAAGCAGGACAACCGAAUGUGUUUGGGUUAGAGUGAUGCCUCCAUAGAACUAAAUAGAACAUUUCUAUGGAAGCCACUACAUUAUCUGGGCGUUUUGAAGAGGGCUAUGAGGGCCAUAGAGUCUUCCAUUGAGUGAGGUGAAUGUGUGUGGCAAUCAGGCUUUUUAGUUGUACUUUUCUCAGAGUGAAGAGAAGUUUUUUGGCACCCUCUCGCAAUGUGCUUUUAAAUCAACUGGGGGGUUGGGAACCCCACUCUGUCCAUCUCACUGUAGCUCCGCUCCAAGCUCUUAAUAUCUCUAAUUAGGUAAUGGAGCGAUAACAUUUAUUUAGGCUGUAGUAAGCACUUUUCUCUUUUCCCAUCUCCUGCACACACAGACACACUCUCUCACGCAUACACACACACCCACAUACACUCUCUCUCACACAUGCACACACACGCACCCCUCCCCCGGCACACACACACACACACUGCACCCACCCACACACACCAGCAGCCAACAGCAGUUGCCCCUGGAGACAAUAUUAAUGAUUCUCGUUGAGGGCUCCAGUUAAGGUGUUCCUUGCCAAGCACUUACUCCCACCCUUGUCCAUAUGCCAAGUGUUGCACACACACCUCUCAAGAUGAAACUAAACCUGAAGUUAAAGUGCCGUUUUCAAAAACAGCGUCGGGGUGAGUUUUGGGAGGUCGAGGUGGAGGGCUAGGCCUGAGCAGUCCUAAGCACCACUCUCAGUGAUGAUACUCAUUAGUAUCUCAUGAUGAUCACACCACAUCCCAAUGCAGUGGGUGGAAGCCAGGAGGGAACUGUGUUUGAUUAUCUGUGAGCUCAAUGCAUAAUCUAUUUGUAUGAUGAUGAUGAUGAUGAUGAUGAUGAUGGUACAAUUGUUUGCUGAUACUUUACUUGGGCUUUGCACCUCUGUGAGCUAUGUGGAAAGUGUGUUUGAAAUAGUUAAAUGAAUGUGAUGAAUAUAGUAUGAUCUGUGAUAAUAAAGUGAUAUUUUUAAACAUUGUGGUAUGUGUGUGUAUGCCAUUGGGCUUUAGCAGCCCCAUCACAUAUUAUAGUAAUUAAUUAGUGUAAUUAGUAAUUACAGUGAAGGAAGAUUGACAUAGACAGUUUACAUUAUUGCAUGAAACUAAAAUGUACUGUUUGGAUGCUUGGCAUUGUACAUACGUUGAAAAAACAUUCUGUUGUAUCGUCUUCUCUCAUAGAUAAGAGACCAGAGUUUGGAGACAGCAGACUUUUUAAUGGCAGGAACCAGUUAGAUGGAGGUAAGUGCUUCCAUCAACUACAAUGUAUUUUAUGUGUCCAUUACUACAAUACAUUUUUCCAAAUGUGAAAAAGUGCCUAGUUUCUAAUAACCAUGCAUCUCUCUUUUUCUCUCUCUUCUCUCUCUCCUGCCUCUCCCUCUCUCUCUCUUUUCCUCCUCUCGUCCAGGCUGGGCGUUCCCUGAGGAGUUUAGUACGGCCGCCCCGUCCUCCGAGCCACCGGAGACGCGCGUCUCCUCCUCGGCGGAGAAGGACAACUCGUGGCUGUACACGCUGGACCCCAUCCUGGUCACCAUCAUCGUUAUGAGCUCCCUGGGCGUGCUGCUGGGCGCUGUGUGCGCCGGCCUGCUGCUCUACUGCACGUGCUCCUACAGUGGCCUGUCAUCGCGUAGUUCUACCACGCUGGAGAACUACAACUUUGAGCUGUACGACGGCCUCAAGCACAAGGUGAAGCUCAACCAGCAGCGCUGCUGCACCGAGGCAUGAGGAGAAAUAGUAAAGAGAGGAGAGGGGUAGAGGAAAGGAGAGAGGCGGACAUUUUGAGGAGAUUAUCUUCUCCUUUGUUUUCUCUGGUUUGCUUGGACCGUGAAUUUCCUUUCUGAGCUGAAGGACUACACCUGCCAGAUGGAAGGACAUUUUGGGGAAAAGCCACUUUUUAGACUGAUCUUGAGACCCCUCCCCCCAUGCUUCACUCAAAGUAGUGCAGUCCAGGGUGGGGUUUUCUGGACCAAAACCAAUGAGGGAAGGACUGGGGAUUUCCCAGAGCGGUCCCUAUAGCGGACUGUUCCAUUGCCGGGGGGUGUUAAAUCAAAUAUCAACACAUAUCAAGCCGCAAAUACCUACUUUUCCCCCCAAAAAUGGAGAACUCCAUAUAAAUACAUCAUCGUUUUCUAGGUCUAGUUUUUAAACUAGGAAGACGGUAGGCUAAACUCAUUGACACAGACAACGCCUUAGACAGGUGAUCAUUUAGUGCUUAGAAAGUGUGUUUCUCUAUCACAUGGACACAGUGGCCUAGAACCUAGUGAAGUGAAUUAUUUAUGAAGCGUUUUUGUUCAGUUAGACUCUUGCGUCUCUGUAACACAUCAGCCUCAGUUCUCCACCCUGUUUUCUGACAGGUCUGUGGUAUUUUUAGACUAAGCACUGUCUUUGGUGUAUGUCUUUUUGUUAUUUGUUCCGACCUUAUCUGUUUUCUUUCUCGUUUUGGCCCGUCGCCAGCCUGUGAAUGCUGAUAAAGAUAGAAGGAGGGAAUGGGGGAAGGAGGGAAUGGGGGGUUCUAGUCAUGUUCUGUUCUAAACGUGUUCUGUUGAAGAUAGAAAGCAAAGGAGUUUAUUGUUAGAUUUAGUUUCAGGCUGUUGUUGCCGGUGGGUUGUAUCGAAGAGAAGGUCGAAGGACGUGUUUACAGUAAACUGUGGUUAGGUGAAGCAAAAGGUUAAGGUGAAGAUGGUUUUGGUCAGUGCAACCCAUGGAUUGCUGGGAAAUCCAGGCAGACACUGAAUAGCCAUCUACAAAUGAGAACAAAAAAUAAAUAAAAUAAUAAUAAAGAACUUAAAUCCUAAAUCAACCUCUCUCCGGGGACAAUGUUCUCUGUGUGUUGGAUGAGGAACAAAUGAACGAUAAAACGCACAGUGGGAUACAUAUUUUUUUUAAAUAUAUAUAUUCUAGACCAUUGAUUGGACAGUGGACACACAUCUGAGCUUUAAGUCAGCGAUUAGUAGAGGAAAUACCAAUGGAAGGACACCAUUUCCUCAGAGUGGACCAAUGUGGUCUUGUUGUCAUGGUUCUUCACUCGUGCUCUCCUCGUUUGAUGUUUGUUGCUCUUGUUUUCACACUCUGACUCCAUUUUGUGUUGUCACGGUGAGGCUGGAGUUUUAACAGGACACAGGUUUAUGGGGAGAGGUAAAUCAGGAGGAUUUAAACACACACAUCGGCUCCCUCUGGACUCUCUAGCCUUGUGAAGGAGGAGAGGGAAAGAGAACAGUAAAUCUUUCCGCUGUACCUCAGACUUCUCACUUUCACACACACUGUCACACACACUCAUGCAUACACAGCGUGCACAUGCUAGCACACACACACACAUCAACACACCGAAGACGGAGUAUCCCGGUCAUUCUGAUGAAAUGCUGGGCAUGUAUAGGGCUGUGUGCGUCUGGAUGCACUGGAGUGGACCCAGGCUAGUGCUGACCGAGAGGCCCCGGUUGUUGGGGGGGUCGCUGGGCCGUGAGGUAGAGUCUAUCCCCUACACCCCACCAACCCACCUUCCCUCUCCUAUCCCAGAGGCUCUCAUCACUGGACCCCACUGACUCUCUUCCAAGUGCCUUGGAGCUUCUGUGAUCCAGCUUGCCUUUGGAGCCCAUAUCAGAUUACAGAUACAGAACAGUAGCCUAAUCUGUCUGGGCAGGAGGGGCUGAAACGCACCUCCCUGGGCAAGAAUGGGUCAAACUCACCCCUCUGGGCAAGCGAGGGGCUAAACCUCACAAGGACCACCCUGACACUGGUUAGACCUAAUUGUUGCUUGGGGACUUUGUACAGAAAUGUUCUUUUUAUGGUUGUUAUUAAUAUUGUUAUUAUGAUUAUUUAAUAAAG
Messenger RNA from Coregonus sp. 'balchen', 60265 nucleotides. NCBI's taxonomy places the organism in Eukaryota, Metazoa, Chordata, Actinopteri, Salmoniformes, Salmonidae. The record is from the annotation of a GenBank genome assembly.